CAGGGUCCACCUACAGUGUUUUGUCCACCAUGCCGUCUGACUCUGAAAGCAGCAGUUCCCUCAGCAGCAUAGGUGAGUCUGGAAUGGUUGAUCUCUUUUGGCAGUAGUAGGGGGGCAAAAUUCCCAGGUUUGCCAGAAACUCAAGUUGUAAUAUUCCUGGAAUCAAGCAGGAAUAAACAGGAAAUCCGGAAUCCUCUAACCAGGAUUUCUGGAACAAUCCUGUAGUUGUAUGAAUGUUUGAAUAUAAAUGUGUUGUUCUUACGGCUUAGGAAGCUAGGUGAAUGUGGUCCAGAGAACUGGCUAACCAGCCAGACAGCAUGCUAUUUCUGACUUUCAGUCAGCACAAACAAGUGAUUACACAGAUGUGAAAGGAUUUACAAAGGCAACCCACCAACCCCCCGGAAUGGUUUUCAUUGAGCCAUUCUCUCUCUGAGGGAGAGGGAUAUACCUGUGUCCCAAAUGGCACCCUAUUCUGUACAUGGUACACUACUUUUGACCAGAGCCCUAUGGGGCCUGGUCAAAAGUAGUGCACUAUAUAGGGAAUGAGGUGUCAUUUGGGUGGACGCCAGAGGGAUUGCCCUGCAGAGCAGAGCCGAGCUACUGAAAGAGGGGUGCAGGACUCUGUUGUGGUGGUUGUUGUUUUCUUUAGUCAGGGGAAUAAUCAGUGGCCCAGAAAGAAAACAUAUAGCAGUGUUUUAUUUAUAUCAACACUGCAACAUAGGCCCAUUGAUUUAAUGAAUUGAGGCAUGGCUGGAGUGUUGGACUGAUUACACUCACAAAACAGGACAAGUCAAUGGUUAAAGGGGUAAUCUGGGAUUGUUUCAUCCAUUUUUGGACUUUUAAAUUGAUGGUAUAUAGCCAUUGGUUCUUAAAGACUUCAGCUCCUAACUGCCUCAUGAGCUUAGUUAAAAAAACAGUGGCGCGGUGACCGCUUUGUUAUUGUUUAAAUCCCAGGUUGUCCCUUUAAACAUAGUCAUGAAGACCUCAUGUGUCACAUUUUGCUGCUUUGUUGAUUAUUGUUGUCACAUUAUUCAUAAUAACGAUGUGCCAAUUUACUUUGGAUUGUUUGGCUUAUGGAUUUAAUGAAGUAUGACACAAGUGCUCUGUCUCAAUUGGUGCCUCAAGACAUGUGGAGAUCUGAGAGGAUUUGAUAAAUAAACAAUAUACACUGCUCAAAAAAAUAAAACAUCCUAGAUCGGAAUGAAUGAAAUAAUCUUAUUAAAUACUUUUUUCUUUACAUAGUUGAAUGUGCUGACAACAAAAUCACACAAGAAUUAUCAAUGGAAAUCAAAUUUAUCAACCCAUGGAGGUCUGGAUUUGGAGUCACUCUCAAAAUUAAAGUGGAAAACCACACUACAGGCUGAUCCAACUUUUAUGUAAUGUCCUUAAAACAAGUCAAAAUGAGGCUCAGUAGUGUGUGUGGCCUCCACGUGCCUGUAUGACCUCCCUACAACGCCUGGGCAUGCUCCUGAUGAGGUGGCGGAUGGUCUCCUGAGGGAUCUCCUCCCAGACCUGGACUAAAGCAUCCGCCAACUCCUGGACAGUCUGUGGUGCAACGUGGCGUUGGUGUAUGGAGCAAGACAUGAUGUCCCAGAUGUGCUCAAUUGGAUUCAGGUCUGGGGAACGGGCGGGCCAGUCCAUAGCAUCAAUGCCUUCCUCUUGCAGGAACUGCUGACACACUCCAGCCACAUGAGGUCUAGCAUGGUCUUGCAUUAGGAGGAACCCAGGGCCAACCGCACCAGUAUAUGGUCUCACAAGGGGUCUGAGGAUCUCAUCUCGGUACCUAAUGGCAGUCAGGCUACCUCUGGCGAGCACAUGGAGGGCUGUGCGGCCCCCCAAAGAAAUGCCACCCCACACCAUGACUGACCCACCGCCAAACCGGUCAUGCUGGAGGAUGCUGCAGGCAGCAGAACGUUCUCCACGGCGUCUCCAGACUCUGUCACGUCUGUCACAUGUGCUCAGUGUGAACCAGCUUUCAUCUGUGAAGAGCACAGGGCGCCAGUGGCGAAUUUGCCAAUCUUGGUGUUCUCUGGCAAAUGCCAAACGUCCUGCACGGUGUUGGGCUGUAAGCACAACCCCCACCUGUGGACGUCGGGCCCUCAUACCACCCUCAUGGAGUCUGUUUCUGACCAUUUGAGCAGACACAUGCACAUUUGUGGCCUGCUGAAGUUCAUUUUGCAGGGCUCUGGCAGUGCUCCUCCUGCUCCUCCUUGCACAAAGGCGGAGGUAGCAGUCCUGCUGCUGGGUUGUUGCCCUCCUACGGCCUCCUCCACGUCUCCUGAUGUACUGGCCUGUCUCCUGGUAGCGCCUCCAUGCUCUGGACACUACGCUGACAGACACAGCAAACCUUCUUGCCACAGCUCGCAUUGAUGUGCCAUCCUGGAUGAGCUGCACUACCUGAGCCACUUGUGUGGGUUGUAGACUCCGUCUCAUGCUACCACUAGAGUGAAAGCACCGCCAGCAUUCAAAAGUGACCAAAACAUCAGCCAGGAAGCAUAGGAACUGAGAAGUGGUCUGUGGUCACCACCUGCAAAACCAGUCCUUCAUUGGGGGUGUCUUGCUAAUUGCCUAUAAUUUCCACCUGUUGUCUAUUCCAUUUGCACAACAGCAUGUGACAUUUAUUGUCAAUCAGUGUUGCUUCCUAAGUGUUGUUUAAGUGUUCCCUUUAUUUUUUUGAGCAGUGUAGUUAUAGCUCCACCUAGGUGGAUGUAAGUCUCACCACACUGCUUAUACAAAUCAAAUCCUCAGAUCUCCAGAAAUGCAUAGGGCAGGGAGUAGGGUUUCGGGUUUCGGGGUGGAUUUGGGAUGGGGCCGUAAUGUCGGUGUAAGGGCCCUAGCCAUCAGUGACAGUCUGACUGUGACAGGUACCACGGGUCAAGCCUCGUCCCCUCCUCCGGCCCACAUGGAGAAACGCCACGGUCAAAUGAGUGAGAAGAUGGAGGCGGUUCUGUUCCAGCUGAGACAGGUGACCCGCGAGAGGGACGAGCUACGUAAACGCCUGGCCCUGUCCUCGCCCGGCACCACCUUCGAUGACUGCAGGUACAGUAGCACUCACGGUAGAGACAGAACCGCUAUAGAUACUGCAGUUACAGUACUCUACACCAAUGGUUCCCAAACUGUGGGCCGCCCCCUGGUGGGUUGGGGUCUACAAAUUUGUUGGAUGCAUUUUCUGUUUGUUUUGGUUGUAUUUCAGAUUAUAGAAAUAGAAAUUCAUGGUAAAUAAUGUAUUGUGAUAUUUUGGAGUCACUUUUAUUGUAAAUAAGAAUAUAAUAUGUUUCUAAACACUUCUACAUUAUUGUAGAUGCUACCAUGAUAACGGAUAGUCCUGAAUUAAUCGUGAAUAAUGAUGAGUGAGAAAGUUACAGACUCACAAAUAUCAGACCCCCAAGACAUGCUAACCUCUCACCAUUACAAUAAUAGGGGAAGUUAGCAUUUGGGGGGUAUGAUGUAGAAGUGUUUAGAAACAUAUUCUAUUCUUAUUUACAGUAAAAGUGACUCCAAAAUAUCACAAUACAUUAUUUACCAUUCAUUUCUAUUUAGCACAAAAUAAUCUGAAACACAACAAACAGAAAAUGCCUCCAACAGUUUGUGUCAUGAACUGUGCUUUUGCGCGCAGGAUGUUCCCCAAUGCUGGAAGGGUGAAGGUCUGAGUGAAGAAGUUUCGGAACCCUUGCCCUACGCUAUAUACAACCCUCACUAUAGACAGAGUCUGGCCUUCACCUGGGACCACCUUCGAUGGGGAUGGUCACGCUUAUUCCAAUAUAAUAAGAGACAGAACAGCUAUAUCGACUGUAGGUACAGUAUAUAACCUGGCUAUGUACUCGCCUGACAUCACUUAGAACCGUUAUAUACAGAUACUCAGCCAACAGAUAACAUGCUCACCAGGGAUGGCCACCCUUUUAUUCGUCCUAAGUGACUCUACCGCUAGAAGCAAAGUGAAGUCAAAGCAAAAAAAGGAGACGCAAAAUGGGAUCCACAUUUUGUGAGCUCAGUAACUCUGUUAAAACAUUAAACAAGAGUCUAUGUAUUUUGAAUGAAUCUACUCUUCCCCACCUCUCUCAUAACAAACGGUCACACCAUACUGUUCUGCACUUUAAUCUGCUCCUGGGGUCUUGAUUCUGAUGCGUCACUCUUUUCUGUCAUCUCUCGUGUGUGCCUGUGUGUGUGUGUGUGUGUGUGUGUGUGUGUGUGUGUGUGCGUGCGUCUAUCCAUUUGUGUGUGUGUGUGUGUGUGUGUGAACCAGGCCCAACUCCAAGUCAGGCCACGACUACGAGCGUCUGAAGCUGCAGUGUAUGAAGGCCAUGGCAGACCUGCAGUCCUUACAGAACCAACACAGCACAACACUGAAGAGAUGUGAGGAGGCUGUGAAGAAAGCUGACUUCUACCAGUGAGUGGUACACACACACACACACACACACACACACACACACACACACACACACACACACACACACACACACACACACACACACACACACACACAGACAGACAGACAGACAGACAGACAGACCGACCAACACCCUUCUCUAAUCUACCAGUGAGUGUUACACACAUACACACACACACUUUUCUAAUCUACCAGUGAGUGGAGUGCAGACCUGGGUUCAAAUACUAUUAGAAAUAUUUCAAAUGCCUUGUGCAUUCGCUUUAGCUUGCCUGGAGUGCCAGGUGGUUGGGGUUAGCUCGCAACAGGCGAGCUCAUUCAAGCCCACCUAAAGUUUUUGACAGUAUUUCACAUAGUAUUUAAAUCCCGGUCUGUAGUGAAGUGCAUGGGAGUGGUUGGAGUCCAUAAAUAUUUUAGCGUUCUCCCAGCGCAUUUAUGUUGCAUGCUCUGAAUUACUCCUAUUCUCACAAUCAGGCGGUGUAAUGGAUGGAUGGGCUUUUAACCUGUGUUUGUCCCUCUUAUGAGAUCUGUGCGGCAGAUUGCACAGAACAUUUUUUCCCGAGGGGUAAGAGGUCAACCAAUCCUGUGUCCCAUUCCAAAUGCUCUUGCUCAGUUAAACCAUUAUCCCAGUACUUUGACACCAGGGAUUUUAAAAAUCAAAGUGAGCAGAGCCACUGCUUUUCUGUCAGAAAGAUCAGAUCAUGAUUGUUCUAGUCUGUGUCGUAAAUGGCAACUUAUUCCCUUUUUAGUGUACUACUUUUGACAAGGACCCAUAGGGUGCCCUGUGUAGGGAAUAGGGUACCAUUUGGGAUGCACACCUUGUCUCUUUUGUAUGAAGGUUUAGGUAGACAAUGAAAUCAGCCUACACAACCACAGAAAUAAAAUCGAUUUCUGUCCUUAAUUUCACUCUCUAAAGCUUCUAAACACCAUUAUGAUGUUUUGAAUCCUGUCUAGUGCAGAAUUAGAUCCCUUUGUCUGGUAUAUUAAUAUUUAACAUUGUUUUAUGUACUUUAUCAUUUGCCAUUUUAUACAGUUUUGGCAGGCAAUGUCAAGCAAAGUGUUCAAACCACCAGCACUAACUGGAGGUUGAACUGCAAGAAUUGAGGAUUCUGCACUUGCCUCUUCCAUUGACAAUCGUGAAUGUGGGAAUGGGUGCUAUCCUCAUUGAAUGUCAAUUUGCCUGACAGUUGUGAUACCCGUUCAUCAUAAUCCAUUCCAACUCAUGGCACAACAAGCUUAAUACCAAUAUAGAAUUAUACUAUAAAGUCUAAAAAAUGUGAAUUACCCACAAUCCAAGUCACAUGGCAAGAUAGGAAAUGCAAGAUGAUUAAAACCACAGGCUUCUAAUGAGUUCAAUCACCCAAUGUUCUCUCUCUGGUUAUCCUCAUAAAAUAUACUUACAUUUUGAGCAACAUAUUAAGUUGGAUUCAUUAUACAUUCUUUUGGUAAAAUGAAAUCAACAAAUCAUUGAACGACUUGCAUUAUUUUUAUUUUGUAAGAUAUUUUUGACACUUUAUUGAGACAGUUCUGAAAUGACAGAGGAGAUAGAGAUAGGUGGUGGAAACAGAUUGAAGGGUUGGAGCGGGGAAUUUAACCCCGAUCUUCGUGACAUGUAUCGAAGCUGGGUGCGUUAACGCUAGACCACGGGCUCUGCAUUCAUUUUUUAUUAAGUAUAUGUUUAUUUUAUUUUUUUUGGUCAAUUUCAAUUCAGCCCAGAAUAAUUUCUUACAGUGUGGCUGUGAGGUUGAGGUUGAAAUGUACCAUUUUACAGCCCCUCCUGUUUCUAAUCUGUCUAAAUAAAGCAUUGAAAAAAAUAUAUAUUCUCCAGAGGCCCUUAUCAUCUAUUAAUAUUUAGGAUAUAAACCAUUUGCAUUUCUAAACCAUUGAAAGGGAAAGGAAAGGGAGAUACCUAGUCAGUUGUACAACUGAAUGCAUUCAACUGAAAUGUGUCUUCCGCAUUUAACCCAACCCCAUAUGAGAAAACACAGUUUUUGUGUUUUGAUGCUACCUUUUACAUGCACUGAACCCCCUGUUUUCACAACACUCUCUUAAAAACACCAAUAUUCAGAUUGAAUAACCACUUUGGGUGUUUCAGAGUACUUCAUUUCUGUUUUAAAACACAUUCUGUGUAUUAAAAACACUUACAUUGGGUUUACAUUUAAACACCAGAUCUCAGCAUAGGUGUCACACCCUGGCUAUGGGACUCUAGUUGUUGAGCCAGGGUGUGUUUGUUCUAUGUGGUGUGUUUCUAUGUUGGGGGUUCUAGUUCGUCUAUUUCUAUGUUUUGCCUGCGUGACUCCCAAUCAGAGGCAACGAGUGUCAGCUGUUGGCUGGUUGUCUCUGAUUGGGAGCCAUAUUUAAACUGUCUGUUUUCCCUUUGUGUUUGUGGGUUUUUGUUCCGUGAUUGGUGUAUGUAACCAGGGACGUCACGGUUUUGUUUUGUUGUUUUGAUCGUGUGAUCAUUUAUUAAAUAAAGAAUAUGUUUGCCUUCAACGCUGCGCCUUGGUCCUCCUCCUUAGACGAUCGUGACAGAAAAACCCACCAAAACUGGACCAAGCAGCGUGAAGAGGAGAGAGGAAGGACUUGGGAUCGAUGGAGUAGGGGUCUCGACUGGGCUAAGCCGAGUGAAGAGCAGAGAGGGUGGACUUGGGAACAGUGGAGGAAGAGUCUCGACUGGGUCAAGCCUAAUGAAGAGCAGAAUGGCUGGAGUUGGAGGCAGAAGAGCGAGAGUUGGGCGAAAACUAUAGAGGCCUGGCCCACGGGGAGGAGAGACCCCCAGAAUUUUUUUAGGGGGGGGCUCACGACGUCGGGGCAGCAGGAGGCCGCGAUAGAGCGGUCCAGCGGGUUGGCAGAGGAGGCCGCCAUGUUAAGGGGGCCACUGGUCACUAAGGGGAAGGAAAGUGUGGAGGCACGGCGAGAGGUACUGGGGUGUGUUACCAGUCCGGUCCGUUCCUGAUCCCCGCGUAGGGCCAGGGGUGUGUGUCCCCAGUGCGGUCCGGUCUGUUCCUGUUCCUCGCAUCGAGCCUGUGGUGCGCGUCGCCAGCCCGGUCCGGCCUGUUCCUGCUCCCCGCAUCGAGCCUGUGGUACGCUUCGCCAGCCCGGUCCGGUCCGUUCCUGCUCCCCGCACCAAGUCAGUAGUGCUUUUCAUCAGCCCGGUCCGGCCCGUUCCUGCUCCCCGCACCAAGUCAGUGGUGCGCUUCGUCAGUCCGGCACGGCCCGUGCCUGCUCCCCGCACCAAGCCUACGGUGUGCGUCGCCAGCCCGGCCCGGCCUGUUCCUGCCCCUCGCACCAAGUCUACGGUGCGAGUCGUCAGCCUGGUCCAGCCCGUUCCUGCCACUCGCACCAAGCCAGGGGUGCGAGUCGUCAGCCUGGUCCAGCCCGUUCCGGCCACUCGCACCAAGCCAGGGGUGCGAGUCGUCAGUCCAGUGAGGCCCGUUGCUGCUCCACGCACCAAGCCAGGGGUGCGUAUCGUCAGCCAGGUCCGGUCCUUUCCUGCCUCACGCACCAAGCCAGGGGUGCGCGUCGUCUGUCCGGCACAACCCGUGCCUGGGUCACCGGUGCCUAACCAGGUACCGGUCAACGGCUCCACUACGGAGUUGAAGCUAACCGCUCCUGCUACGUCCAGUCCAGCUCUAGCCAGCGGGGCCAGACCGGACCAGGGGCGCUAUGGGGGGUUUGUUGGAGGGUGGUGGGCAAGCCCGGAGCCAGAACCGCCGCCGAGGAGGUAUGCCCACCCAGCCCUCCCCUGUUUUGCUCUUUUUGAGGCGCGGUCGCAGUCCGCGCCUUUAGGGGGGGGGUACUGUCACACCCUGGCUAUGGGACUCUAGUUGUUGAGCCAGGGUGUGUUUGUUCUAUGUGGUGUGUUUCUAUGUUGGGGGUUCUAGUUCGUCUAUUUCUAUGUUUUGCCUGCGUGACUCCCAAUCAGAGGCAACGAGUGUCAGCUGUUGGCUGGUUGUCUCUGAUUGGGAGCCAUAUUUAAACUGUCUGUUUUCCCUUUGUGUUUGUGGGUUUUUGUUCCGUGGUUGGUGUAUGUAACCAGGGACGUCACGGUUUCGUUUUGUUGUUUUGAUCGUGUGAUCAUUUAUUAAAUAAAGAAUAUGUUUGCCUUCAACGCUGCGCCUUGGUCCUCCUCCUUAGACGAUCGUGACAAUAGGUGCACUACUUUUCAUGGUUUCAUUACACAAUCAUGGUGCUUUGAGACUUUAUAUUUUUACAGUGUAACACCAACACUGAGGAAAAGAAAGGCGUGAGGAGAGGGGGCAGGAGGUUCUCUCUGUCUGUCCAUGUGUGUGAUUUAAUGAUGCCUGCCAUACUGUCUCCAUAGUGUGGGGACCAACCAACCUAACAGCUGGGGCAGAAUGCAAACAGACAGAUGAAGGAUUAGCCCCAAUGUUUAAGCCUCUGUCUCUCUGCCUCUAGGUCCAGGCCAUGUUUGUCUUCAUCUAUGGCUGCAGCAGAAAAAAGUUAUUUAUUUAUUUAUGUCUGCUACUGGAGUGGACUAAAAAGCAACUGUCCACAAAGCACUGGUAGUUUAUUCCUUUAAAGCUUGAGAAAAUGUUUCUUCACCGAACUGCUCACAAGUUUGAAGUUUCACAAUUUUGAACACUGGAUUGCUUAGCACACCAACAUGCAUUCAGAAAGUAUUCAGACCCCUUGACUGUUUUUCACAUUUUGUUACGUUACAGCCUUAUUUUAAAAUGGAUUAAAUAAACAAAAAUGUCCUCAUCACUCUACACACAAUACCCCAUAAUUACAAAGCGAAAACAGUUUUUUUUUUUGUUGCUAAUUUAUUUAAAAAUAAAAACAGAACUACCUUAUUUACAUAAGUAUUCAGACCCUUUGCUAUGAGACUCGAAAUUGAGCUCAGGUGCGUUCUGUUUCCAUUGAUCAUCCUAGAGAUGUUUCUACAACUUUAUUGGACUCCACCUGUGGUAAAUUGAAUUGAUUGGACAUGAUUUGGAAAGGCACACACCUGACAGUGCAUGUCAGAGCAAAAACCAAGCCGAGGUCAAAGGAAUUGUCUGUAGAGCUCCGAGACAGGAUUGUGUCGAGGCACAGAUCUGGGGAAGGGUACGAAAAAAUGUCUGCAGCAUUGAAGGUCCCCAAGAACACAGUGGCCGCCAUCAUUCUUAAAUGGAAGAAGUUUGGAACCACCAAGACUCUUCUUAGAGCUGGUUGCCCGGCCAAACUGAGCAAUCGGGGGAGAAGGGCCUUGGUCAGGGAGGUGACCAAGAACCCGAUGGUCACUCUAACAGAGCUCCAGAGUUCCUCUGUGGAGUUGGGAGAACCUUCCAGAAGGACAACCAUCUCUGCAGCACUCCACCAAUCAGGCCUUUAUGGUAGAGUGGCCAGAUGGAAGCCACUCCUCAGUAAAAGGCACAUGACAGCCCGCUUGGAGUUUGCCAAAAGGCACCUAAAGGACUCUCAGACCAUGAGAAACAAGAUUCUCUGGUCUGAUGAAACCAAGAUUGAACUCUUUGGCUUGAAUGCCAAGCGUCACGUCACCCUACGGUGAAGCAUGGUGGUGGCAGCAUCAUGCUGUGGGAAUGUUUUUCAGCGGCAGGGACUGGGAGACUAGUCAGGAUCGAGGGAAAGAUGAACUGAGCAAAGUACAGAGAGAUCCUUGAUGAAAACCUGCUCCAGAGCACUCAGGACCUCAGACUGGGGGUGAAGGUUCACCUUCCAACAGGACAACGACCCUAAGCACACAGCCAAGACACCGCAGGAGUGACUUCUGGACAAGUCUCUGAAUAUCCUUGAGUGGCCCAGCCAGAGCCCAGACUUGAACCCAAUCGAACAUCUCUGGAGAGACCUGAAAAUAGCUGUGCAGCGACGCUCCCCAUCCAACCUGACAGAUUUCUAUAAAUCUGUUUUUGCUUUGUCAUUAUGGUGUAUUGUCUGUAGAUUAAUUAGGGACAAAAAUAAUUUAAUCCAUUUUAGAAUAAGGCUGUAACGUAACAAAAUGUGGAAAAAGUCAAGGGGUCUGAAUACUUUCCGAAUGCACUGUAGUUUACUCUGUGUCCUCCUACCUGCUCAUUGUAGUACAUUAACUACAACACCCAUUCAAUAGAGAACACAUGACAGGGUUGAUGCACAUUAAUUCUAGUUGGUGUAUCUUUUUUCUGUGUGCAGCACGCUCCACAGUCGUCUGGCCAGCGAGCAGUCUCAGCUGAAGGAGGAGCUGGAUGCUGUGAGGCAGGUAAGGUAUCUGUAUUCCAAGUAUACCUGUACUUAGUUGCGAAACACAUUUCCCUAUUUGGAUGCUACCGUACUCUAUUCGAUUAAAUUCAAUCCAAUUCUAUUUAAUUAUAUUAUGCAGGACAACAUCCAGCUGGUCAGAGAACACAACCAUGUGAAACAGAGCUGUGAGGAGAUGAGGAGACUACAUGAUGAGGACCAGAGAGAGCUGGGAGACAUGAGGCUGCUUCACCAACAGGUACUGGAGUAGAAUACACACUCAGCCUGACAUGCUCAAGGUUUUUGGGUCAGGGUCCUCUCUUUUGGAUCCAGGGGGUGGCAGGUAGCAUAGAUGUUAUAAAAGCAGGCCAGCAACCAGAGUGUUGCCAGUUCGAAUCCCUGGUCUGAUGGGAAAUUUGGCAAAACCUUUGCUGUCUAUUCUGGCACUGACUGACGUUUCUUUUGACCUUUCUUUAAAUAACUUUUUGGAUUCUGACAUAUGAGACAGAUUCUACAUGUUCUGCCCAUUUAGGACCAUUAGCACGGUCCGACGAGCUCAUUCCACCAUGUCGUCAUAGUGAUCAGAAAUGCCUUCAAAUUAGACAAAUCACCAAAUUAAUUAUUAAUUAAUUAUUAUUAGUUAAAUUAACCAUUUAGUUUCUCUCAUUGCUGCUCUGGUUGCACCUCAAGUGGCACCCUAUUCCCUUUAUAGUUAACUCUUUUGACCAGUGCCCAUAGGAGCCUGUAGGGAAUAGGGUGCAUCCCAGGGUGCCAUUUGGGAUGCACCCUCUGUAGGAUCUAUUUUUAGCUCUCAUUAUAGUUUGAACCCUUGGUUCAUAUCAUUAAUUGUUUGUCAGUCAUAUCUAACAUGUUCAUGGGGAAUGCUUUCUAUGCCAGUCUGAUCAGUAGGUGCCUAAUUGGCUAGGUCCCAAAUGACACCCUAUUCCCUAUAUAGUGCACUACCUUUGACCAGGCCCAUGUCUACCCAAAGCUGGGAUUGCUGAUGAGCUCAUGUCAUUACUAAGUAAACUAGCAUCAAGCAGCAUCCAAAUUAACAAUCAAAUGAGCCUGAUGAUGUCAAUUCAAAUUAGGCUGCCGUUGUGAAUUACGUCUGUUAAGGAUUUUAUGAGCGAGCCAAUGCCAUGCGGUAGACGUGCAGAAAACGCCUCGGUGUAGGUUUUGCCUGAUACCCAUGUUGAAUAUACAUAAUGCAAUAAUCAUACAAAUAUGUUACAAUUUUAUCCAAAGCGCCUUAUAGUUCAGUGAAUGCAUACAUUUUUUUGUAGCCUACUGUAUGUGACUGUUCUCACUGUGGGAUGUUCAUUAUUAUGACACAUUACUUACAUUACGUGUAUUCAUAUUAUUAUCUUUUGAGUUGUUUUAAAGCCAUCGCAGUAGAAGUGUAGCGGAGCCGGAGAGGCACAUUGUAAAUGUUCUGCGUGGUUUCUCUUCUCUCUGACUGAAGGAGUCUCUGCUUAGUGACUUAAUUUAGCCCCAAGACCCUGACCUCUGCUAAAUUACAUUUUUUCUUGGCAGUAAUUUAACAAACUGUUCCAAUGUUGGAUUAUUUAUUUAACUCGAAAAAUGUUGCGCCUUUUCCUUUGAACUCUGAGCACUCAGAAUGAAACAGAGUUUCGGUGUAACCUUUGUAAACAUAGCCAUGGGCUGUGUCCCAAAUGGCUCCCUAUACAGUGCACUACUUUUGAACAGGGCCCAUAGUGCACUAUAUAGGGAAGAGGGUGCCAUUGGCCCUGGUCAAAAGUAGUGCACUGUAUAGGGAAUAGGAUGCCAUUUGGGACGCAACCUUACUGACUGAAGCACCGUCUUGUUUUCUGGUUCUUAAUCUAUUUUUACACUAUGGAGGAGAUGAGGGCACUUUAGUCUGCGCUGCUUUAUAAAGACAGAGUGGUUGUUGACUCAGUCAUGUUCAGUCAUUAUCUGUAGCACUGCCAUGUCAUCAAUGAGACGGCUGUAGAGAGAGUGCUAUAGUGUUGUUGUGCUGUAAAUAGACUAUACUGGAAUGUAUUAUAUAGUGUAGAUAGAGACAGCACUGUCUUCUACUGUUGUAUUUCCCAGUGGUCACAGUGGUGGUUAAGUAUACAGUGCUGUCUCUAUCUCUAGACUGUAGAUGUACUGUAUAUGUACUGUAGAUGUACUGUAGAUAGACUGUAGAUGUACUGUAGAUAGACUGUACCCUAGUGUAUUGUACAGUGAGGGGAAAAAGUAUUUGAUCCCCUGCUGAUUUUGUAUGUUUGCCCACUGACAAAGACAUGAUCAGUCUAUAACAGUGAGAGACAGAAUAACAACAAAAAAAUCCAGAAAAACGCAUGUCAAAAAUGUUAUAAAUUGAUUUGCAUUUUAAUGAGGGAAAUAAGUAUUUGACCCCUCUGCAAAACAUGACUUAGUACUAGGUGGCAAAACCCUUGUUGGCAAUCACAGAGGUCAGACGUUUCUUGUAGUUGGCCACCAGGUUUGCACACAUCUCAGGAGGGAUUUUGUCCCACUCCUCUUUGCAGAUCUUCUCCAAGUCAUUAAGGUUUCGAGCCUGACGUUUUGCAACUCGAACCUUCAGCUCCCUCCACAGAUUUUCUAUGGGAUUAAGGUCUGGAGACUGGCUAGGCCACUCCAGGACCUUAAUGUGCUUCUUCUUGAGCCACUCCUUUGUUGCCUUGGCCGUGUGUUUUGGGUCAUUGACAUGCUGGAAUACCCAUCCACGACCCAUUUUCAAUGCCCUGGCUGAGGGAAGGAGGUUUUCACCCAAGAUUUGACGGUACAUGGCCCCAUCCAUUGUCCCUUUGAUGCGGUGAAGUUGUCCUGUCCCCUUAGCAGAAAAACACCCCCAAAGCAUAAUGUUUCCACCUCCAUGUUUGACGGUGGGGAUGGUGUUCUUGGGGUCAUAGGCAUCAUUCCUCCUCCUCCAAACACGUCGAGUUUAGUUGAUGCCAAAGAGCUCGAUUUUGGUCUCAUCUGACCACAACACUUUCACCCAGUUCUCCUCUGAAUCAUUCAGAUGUUCAUUGGCAAACUUCAGAUGGGCCUGUAUAUGUGCUUUCUUGAGCAGGGGGACCUUGCGGGCGCUGCAGGAUUUCAGUCCUUCACGGCGUAGUGUGUUACCAAUUGUUUUCUUGGUGACUAUGGUCCCAUCUGCCUUGAGAUCAUUGACAAGAUCCUCCCGUGUAGUUCUGGGCUGAUUCCUCACCGUUCUCAUGAUCAUUGCAACUCCACGAGGUGAGAUCUUGCAUGGAGCCCCAGGCCGAGGGAGAUUGACAGUUAUUUUGUGUUUCUUCCAUUUGCGAAUAAUCGCACCAACUGUUGUCACCUUCUCACCAAGCUGCUUGGCGAUGGUCUUGUAGCCCAUUCCAGCCUUGUGUAGGUCUACAAUCUUGUCCCUGACAUCCUUGGAGAGCUCUUUGGUCUUGGCCAUGGUGGAGAGUUUGGAAUCUGAUUGAUUGAUUGCUUCUGUGGACAGGUGUCUUUUAUACAGGUAACAAGCUGAGAUUAGGAGCACUCCCUUUAAGAGUGUGCACCUAAUCUCAGCUCGUUACCUGUAUAAAAGACACCUGGCAGCCAGAAAUCUUUCUGAUUGAGAGGGGGUCAAAUACUUAUUUCCCUCAUUAAAAUGCAAAUCAAUUUAUAACAUUUCUGACAUGCGUUUUUCUGGAUUUUGUUGUUGUUAUUCUGUCUCUCACUGUUCAAAUAAACCCACCAUUAAAAUUAUAGACUGAUCAUUUCUUUGUCAGUGGGCAAACGUACAAAAUCAGCAGGGGAUCAAAAACUUUUUUCCCUCACCGUAUAGUGUUGUAUCUGUAAAUGUCUUGUAGUGUAUAUUGUGGAAUAUGGACAAUAAAGUUGUAUUGUAUUGUGUAUAUAGUACCCAGUGGAGAGUUUACCCAUCUUUUGUGGAAAAAUGCAUUGAAAUUAUAGGGAGCGUUACUUACUGUGAACAACGAUCAGUGUUUAUACUUAGAAAUAAAAUAGAAUGAUUAAAAUGGGCUUGAAACUCUAACCCUGGCAAUUUUUAAACUCAUGGGUACGCUCGCAAUGGCUGCCUGGUAUUGUGAUGCAAUAAUUUCCAUGGUAUUUUUGAAUGUUCUAUCAUAGAAUUAGGAAUUAGAAUAGGAUCACUAUGUGUUCUAUCAACUGAUGCUGCAUCGCCAUGAUAAUGUGGUUCAUGCAAGGGGAUGUAGCUCAGUUCGUAGAGCAUGGCGUUUGCAACGCCAGGGUUGUGGGUUCGUUUCCCACGGGAGGUAUAAAAAAAUAAAGUAAUGUAUGCACUAACUGUAAGUCGCUGUGGAUAAGAGCGUCUGCUAAAUGACUAAAACGUUUUAGUCAUUGACUCAACAAAUCACAGCACAGACUGAAGGGUACACUUCUUGCUUUUACUUCCUGGCAUGGGUACACUCAAAAUGGCUGCCAGUCCACCCAUUAUGCCAUCAUUGACUUGAAUGGAGAUACACUUUCUAUUCAUUCUAUUUCUGUGCAUUUACACAUCGAUUGUUUUUUUUUACCACUACGUCACUGAUAGUACUGUUGCUGUAGAUAGUACAACACUACACUACAGUAUAGUACAGUCUAUUUCCCAGAGGUUACUGUAAGUAACACAACUCCCAUGCACACUUGUCAAUAUUUUUAAUCAGUCCACUUGCCUUUAUUGACAGUACAGUUGAUAGUAAAUCAAUAUAGGGAAAAAGGACUUACAUAUGCCGGAGACUGGUCUAGUGGUAGUUCUGCUGACUCUGGACCACACAUCAAUUCAAGCAAUUCUAUCAUGCCCUUCAACUAUCCAUACCCCUCUCUGUAACUGUCUUUCAACUACCCAUCUCCCUCUCUGUAACUGUCUUUCAACUACCCAUCUCCCUCUCUGUAACUGUCUUUCAACUACCCAUCUCCCUCUCUGUAACUGUUCUUCAACUACCCAUCUCCCUCUCUGUAACUGUCUUUCAACUACCCAUCUCCAUCUCCCUCUCUGUAACUGUCUUUCAACUACCCAUCUCCAUCUCCCUCUCUGUAACUGUCUGUCAACUACCCAUCUCCCUCUCUGUAACUGUUCUUCAACUACCCAUCUCCCUCUCUGUAACUGUCUUUCAACUACCCAUCUCCCUCUCUGUAACUGUCUUUCAACUACCCAUCUCCCUCUCUGUAACUGUUCUUCAACUACCCAUCUCCCUCUCUGUAACUGUCUUUCAACUACCCAUCUCCCUCUCUGUAACUGUUCUUCAACUACCCAUCUCCCUCUCUGUAACUGUCUUUCAACUACCCAUCUCCAUCUCCCUCUCUGUAACUGUCUGUCAACUACCCAUCUCCCUCUCUGUAACUGUCUUUCAACUACCCAUCUCCGUCUCUGUAACUGUCUUUCAACUACCCAUCUCCCUCUCUGUAACUGUCCUUCAACUACCCAUCUCCCUCUUUGUAACUGUCUUUCAACUACCCAUCUCCCUCUCUGUAACUCUUUCAACUACCCAUCUCCCUCUCUGUAACUGUCUUUCAACUACCCAUCUCCCUCUCUGUAACUGUCCUUCAACUACCCAUCUCCCUCUCUGUAACUGUCUUUCAACUACCCAUCUCCCUCUCUGUAACUGUCCUUCAACUACCCAUCUCCCUCUCUGUAACUGUCCUUCAACUACCCAUCUCCCUCUCUGUAACUGUCCUUCAACUACCCAUCUCCCUCUCUGUAACUAUCCUAUCAUAAAACAAUACAAAAUGUACCAAAACAUUUACAUUGUAGUCAUUUAGCAUAGACUGUUAUCCAGAGCGACAUACUGUACAGUCAGUGCAUUCAACUAAGUUGAGUAUUGAAAUAUGUAAAUAAAAUGAAUGAGCUCUCUGUUCCAGGUGAUGAGAGAUGGGUCAUCAGAGAUCCUCAACAAGCUGUAUGACACAGCUAUGGACAAGCUAGAGGGUACCAAGAGAGACUACGAGGCUCUGAGGAAGAGGUACAACGACAAGACAACAUAUUUUAAUUGUCAAUGAAUUAUUAUAUUACUAUAUUGUACUAGUGACCCUGUGUUGAUAAGCAAGUACAUCAACUCCCCCAAGGGAGCUAGCCUUCUUGGACCUGUUGAUAGGUUUGUAGAUCACUUCGGACAAGCUCACUCUCCCUUCGUGUUUCAUGAUAUUAUUCUAGGUACAAUGAGAAGACAGCCAACCACAACACAGACCUGAGCCGUCUGGAGCAGGCAGAGGAGGAGAACAGGAGGCUACAGAAACAGAUGGAUAUGUUGUUGAAGCAGAGAGACACUGCUACACACUACCAACAACAGUACUCUACCUCUAUGAGGAGGUAAGAGACACGCACGCACAAAGAGGUCAACUUUAAUUGCCUGUCUCCAUAAUAGGGUUGGGAAUUGCCAGGGACCUCACGAUACAAUAUUAUCAUGAUACUUAGGUGCCGAUACAAUAUGUAUUGUGUUUUGUUAUUUUUUACCCUUUAUUUUACCAGGUAAGUUGACUGAGAACACAUUUUCAUUUACAGUUACAGGGGAGAUGAAUGAACCUAUUGGAAGCUGGGGAUGAUUAGGUGGCCAUGAUGGUAUGAGGGCCAGAUUGGGAAUUUAGCCAGGACACCGGGGUUAACACCCCUACUCUUAAGACAAGUGCCAUGGGAUCUUUAGUGACCACAGAGUCAGGACACCCGUUUAAAGUCCCACCUGAAAGAUGGCACCCUUCACAGGGCAAUGUCCCCAAUCACUGCCCUGGGACAUUGGGAUGUUUUAUUUUAGACCAUAGAAAGAGUGCCUUCUACUGGCCCUCCAACACCACUUCCAGCAGCAUCUUGUCUCCCAUCCAGGGACCAACCCUGCUUAGCUUCAGAGUCAAGCCAGCAGUGGGAUGCAGGGUGACGUGCUGCAAGGUGGUGUGCUAUUGUGAUUUAAUGUUCAAAACAUAUUGCUCACUAUAUGUCUUCUGCAGCGAGGCGAGAGAGUGCAUGAGAAGAUUAAUUUUGAUCAGUCAUGGAAAUAAAAGUGCUGAAAACAUUUUGGCUCACUAUUUAAAAAGACGAUGGAGAACAAGCUAUAGGAUGAAACAUACUGGAGUUUUGGCGCAGGUACAGCCUCCUAGCGGUAGCUAACGCUACCUAGCAAAAAUAAAUAAAUCGAUACUUGGAGUCAAAGUAUCAAUAUAAUAUAGUCCAAAAUAAUUUCAUGAUAUGUAACCAUCUGUAUUUUUCCCCCCCAUCACUACUACAUAAGUGUUCAUAACUGUUCAUAAAUCACUCAGAAGUGCUUGAAGUAAUUCAGUCCAGAGGAGAUGAAGGCCUGUGAUUGCAGAUCUUUGCUACUUAGUUUAAGAUUUUCCUUUGUGAUGCCAACUGGACAAGCUUCAUCAUAUGUUGCCUUUUUAAAAUCAGAUAUUGCUGUAUAUUUAACAAGUUAUUUUUACUGUGAGCUAUUUUCUGUCUUCUCAUUCACAUAAAAGGGCUGCGUUUGUUUGUAUCAUACCUCAUCCCCUUAUCUCUCUCCUGUCCUGUCAUUUCAACUAUCUUCUUCUAGGUUCCACUCUAAUAAAAGGGCUAGUGUUUGUAUUAUACUAUACUUGGUUCCCUAAACACAACCUCUUUCACCCCUGUCCUGUUACUGUGUCAGGUUUGACUCCACCUCUCUCCCCCUGUCAAAUCAAAUCAAAUCACAUUUUAUUUGCUACAUGUGCUGAAUACAAAAGGUGUAGACAUACAGUGAAAUGAUACUUACUUACAAGCCCUUAACCAACAAUGCAUUAUUUAAAGUUUUUAAAAAAAAAUUAAGUGUUAAGGAAAAAUAAAUAAAAGCAAAUAACUAAAGAGCAGCAGUAAAAUAAAAUAACAGUAGGGAGGCUAUAUACAGGGGGCUACCGGUGCAGAGUCAAUGUGCGGGGUCACCGGCUAGUCGAGGUAAUUGAGGUAAUAUGUACUUGUGGGUAGAGUUAAAGUGACUAUGCAUAAAUAAUAGACAGAGAAGCAGCAGCGUAAAAGAGGGGGGUGGGGGGGGCAGUGCAAAUAGUCUGGGUAGCAAUGAUUAGCUGUUCAGGAGUCUUAUGGCUUGGGGGUAGAAGCUGUUGAGAAGCCUUUUGGACCUAGACUUGGCGCUCCGGUACCGCUUGCCGUGCGGUAGCAGAGAGAACAGUCUAUAACUAGGGUGGCUGGAGUCUUUGACAAUUUUGAGGGCCUUCCUCUGACACCGCCUGAUAUAGAGGUCCUGGAUGGCAGGAAGCUUGGCCCCAGUGAUGUACUGGGAUGUACGCACUACCCUCUGUAGUGCCUUGCGGUCGGAGGCCGAGCAGUUGCCAUACCAGGCGGUGAUGCAAGCAGUCAGGAUGCUCUCGAUGGUGCAGCUGUAGAACUUUUUGAGGAUCUGAGGACCCAUUCCAAAUCUUUUCAGUCUCCUGAGGGGGAAUAGGCUUUGUCGUGCCCUCUUCACAACUGUCUUGGUGUGUUCGGACCAUGAUAGUUUGUUGGUGAUAUGGACACCAAGGAACUUGAAGCUCGCAACCUGUUCCACUACAGCCCCGUCGAUGAGAAUGGGGGCGUGCUCAGUCCUCUUUUUUUUCCUGUAGUCCACAAUCAUCUCCUUUGUCCUGAUCACGUUGAGGGAGAGGUUGUUAUCCUGGCACCACACGGCCAGGUCUCGGACCUCCUCCCUAUAGGCUGUCUCAUCGUUGUCGGUGAUCAGGCCUGCCACUGUUGUGUCGUCAUCAAACUUAAUGAUGGUGUUGGAGUCGUGCCUGGCCAUGCAGUCAUGGGUGAACAGGGAGUACAGGAGGGGACUGAGCACGCACCCCUGAGGGGCCCCGUGUUGAGGAUCAGCGUGGCAGAUGUGUUGUUACCUACCCUUACCACCUGGGGGCGGCCCGUCAGGAAGUCCAGGAUCCAGUUGCAGAGGGAGGUGUUUAGUCCCAGGAUCCUUCGCUUAGUGAUGAGCUUUGAGGGCACUAUGGUGUUGAACGCUGAGCUGUAGUCAAUGAACAGCAUUCUCACGUAGGUGUUCCUCUUGUCCAGGUGGGAAAGGGCAGUGUGGAGUGCAAUAGAGAUUGCAUCAUCUGUGGAUCUGUUGGGGCGGCAUGCAAAUUGGAGUGGGUCUAGGGUUUCUGGGAUAAUGGUGUUGAUGUGAGCCAUGACCAGCCUAUCAAAGCACUUCAUGGCUACAGACGUGAGUGCUACGGAUCAGUAGUUAUUUAGGCAGGUUAUCUUAGUGUCCUUGGGCACAGGGACUAUGGUGGUCUGCUUGAAACAUGUUGGUAUUACAGACUCAGUCAGGGACAUGUUGAAAAUGUCAGUGAAGACACUUGCCAGUUGGUCAGCACAUGCUCAGAGUACACGUCCUGGUAAUCCGCCUGGCCCUGCGGCCUUGUGAAUGUUGACCUGUUUAAAAGUCUUACUCACAUCGGCUACGGAGAGCGUGAUCACAUAGUCAUCCGGAACAGCUGGUGCUCUCAUGCAUGCUUCAGUGUUGCUUACCUCGAAGCGAGCAUAGAAGUGAUUUAGCUCGUCUGGUAGGCUUGUGUCACUGGGCAGCUUGUGGCUGUGCUUCCUUUUGUAGUCUGUAAUAGUUUUCAAGCCCUGCCACUUCAAUAUUAGUCCGGUAUUGACUCUUUGCCUGUUUGAUGGUUCGUCAGAGGGCAUAGCGGGAUAUCUUAUAAGCGUCCGGGUUAGAGUCCCGCUCCUUGAAAGUGGCAGCUCUACCCUUUAGCUCAGUACGGAUGUUGCCUGUAAUCCAUGGCUUUUGGUUGGGGUAUGUACGUACGGUCACUGUGGGGACGACGUCAUCAAUGCACUUAUUGAUGAAGCCAGUGACUUAUGUGGUGUACUCCUCAAUGCUAUCUGAAGAAUCCCUGAACAUAUUCCAGUCCGUGCUAGCAAAACAGUCCUGUAGCUUAGCAUCUGCAUCAUCUGACCACUUUUUUAUUAAACGAGUCACUGGUGCAUCCUGCUUUAGUUUUUGCUUAUAAGCAGGAAACAGGAGGAUAGAGUUAUGGUCAGAUUUGCCAAAUGGAGGGUGAGGGAGAGCUUUUUAUGCGUCUCUGUGUGUGGAGUAAAGGUGGUCUAGAGUUUUUUUCCUCUGGUUACACAUUUAACAUGCUGGUAGAAAUGAGGUAGAACGGAUUUAAGUUUCCCUGCAUUAAAGUCACUAGGAGCGCCGCCUCUGGAUGAGCGUUUUCCUGUUUACUUAUGGCCUUAUACAGCUCAUUGAGUGCAAUCUUAAUGCCAGCAUCGGUUUGUGGUGGUAGAUAGACAGCUACAAAAAAUAUAGAUGAAAAGUCUCUUGGUAAAUAGUGUGGUCUACAGCUUAUCAUGAGAUACUCUACCUCAGCCGAGCAAAACCUAGAGACUUCCUUAGUAUUAGAUUUUGUGCACCAGCUGUUGUUUACAAAUAUACACAGACCGCCACCCCUGUCUUACCGGAGUCAGCCGUUCUAUCCUGCCGAUGUAGCGUAUAUCCUGUCAGCUGUAUGUUGUCCAUGUCGUCGUUCAGCCACGACUCUGUGAAACAUAAGAUAUUACAGAUUUUAAUGUCCCGUUGGUAGGAUAACCGUAAUCUUAGGUCGUCCAAUUUGUUCUCAAAUGAUUGAACAUUGGCUAAUUGGAUUGAUGGAAGAGGCAGUUUACUCGCUCGCCGUCGGAUCCUUACAAGGCACCCCGACCUACAUCCACGGUAUCUCUGUCUCUUACUCAUGCGAAUGACGGGGAUUUUGGCCUUGUCGGGUGUCUGUAGGAUAUCCUUCGCGUCCGGCUCGUUGAAUAAAAUAUCUUCGUCCAAUACGAGGUGAGUAAUCACUGUCUUGAUAUCCAGAAGCUCUUUUUGGUCAUAAGAGACGGUGGCAGAAACAUUAUGUACAGAAUAAAUUACAAAUAAUGCGAAAAAACACACAUAAUAGUACAAUUGGUUAGAGGGCUGUAAAACGGCAGCCAUCUUCUCCGGCGCCACUUCUUCUCCUGUUAAUGUGUCAGAUUUGACCCCACCUCUCUCCCCCAUGUCCUGUUACUGUGUCAAGUUUGACUCCACCUCUCUCCCCCCUGUCCUGUUACUGUGCCAGGUUUGACCCCACCUCUCUCCCCCAUGUCCUGUUACUGUGUCAGGUUUGACUCCACCUCUCUCCCCCCUGUCCUGUUACUGUGUCAGGUUUGACUCCACCUCUCUCCCCCCUGUCCUGUUACUGUGUCAGGUUUGACUCCACCUCUCUCCCCCCUGUCCUGUUACUGUGCCAGGUUUGACUCCACCUCUCUCCCCCCUGUCCUGUUACUGUGUCAGGUUUGACUCCACCUCUCUCCCCCCUGUCCUGUUACUGUGUCAGGUUUGACUCCACCUCUCUCCCCCCCGUCCUGUUACUGUGUCAGGUUUGACUCCACCUCUCUCCCCCCUGUCCUGUUACUGUGUCAGGUUUGACUCCACCUCUCUCCCCCCUGUCCUGUUACUGUGCCAGGUUUGACUCCACCUCUCUCCCCCCUGUCCUGUUACUGUGUCAGGUUUGACUCCACCUCUCUCCCCCAUGUCCUGUUACUGUGUCAGGUUUGACUCCACCUCUCUCCCCCCUGUCCUGUUACUGUGUCAGAUUUGACUCCACCUCUCUCCCCCCUGUCCUGUUACUGUGUCAGGUUUGACUCGACCCAGGCGGAGCUGUCGAAGGUUGCAGCGCAGAACAAGGAGCUACAGAGGGAGAUGGAACGGCUGCAGACAGAAACCACACGGCUGAAGACCCAGCAGCUGAAGGCUGUUAAGGACUGUGAGAAGUACAAGGAGGAGAGGGACUCGGUCUUCAACGAGUACAGACUCAUCAUGAGCGAGAGGGACCAGGUCAGAGAGUGAUAUUUUUUCUUUGCUUUACUAGGUUUAUUGGAUAGGGACAAUGCAUAUUUCUAUACAUUUGCCAGAUUUUGCCAGCAGGCUUCUUUCCGUCUAUAUAAAUAAUACAUAAAGUAUAAUAGUAAUACUGUAAUACAACUGUAAUAAAGUAAAGUUUACUGUAUGUAUUUGUGUGGAGCAGGUGAUCAAGGAGGUGGACAAGCUCCAGACAGGGCUGGAGGUGGCUGAGGCCAAACUGAAGAACACCUCGUCAGAGAAAAGGAUGACCAGCGAAGAGUUGGAGGCACUACGCCAGGUAAGGCAAUGCCUCAAUCUGUACCUCAAUCUAUAUGUAGCGCUAAGGGUGGUACACGCUCAGAAAUAAGGGUACGGUUAGGGUACAGUAUUAUUCCCUGGGGUACCAAAAGAUCAAUAUCCACAUCAUGUACCUUCAGAGGUACACAUAUGAUCUCACAUGGUAUUGUUCGGUACCUUUUAGGGUACAUGUGCAGAUAAUCUAGUAUAAUGGUAGAUUUUUGUACCCAAUAUUUUUUAUAUAAAGGUACAAUCAUCACAACAUUAUAUUAUUAUAUUAUUAUUAUUAUUAUUAGGUAUUUUCAACAUACGGUGAAGGUACAUUUCUGUUUCCCAGGAUACAAACGUAUUUUGUGUACCCUCAAUUCUUGAUGGUACUGAUCUGUACCUUUGCUUAGCAAAAAAGCAAUGUGUUGAAGAAAGGUACAUACAGUGGGGAAAAAAAGUAUUUAGUCAGCCACCAAUUGUGCAAGUUCUCCCACUUAAAAAGAUGAGAGAGGCCUGUAAUUUUCAUCAUAGGUACACGUCAACUAUGACAGACAAAAUGAGGAAAAAAAAUCCAGAAAAUCACAUUGUAGGAUUUUUAAUGAAUUUAUUUGCAAAUUAUGGUGGAAAAUAAGUAUUUGGUCAAUAACAAAAGUUUCUCAAUACUUUUGUUAUAUACCCUUUGUUGGCAAUGACACAGGUCAAACGUUUUCUGUAAGUCUUCACAAGGUUUUCACACACUGUUGCUGGUAUUUUGGCCCAUUCCUCCAUGCAUAUCUCCUCUAGAGCAGUGAUGUUUUGGGGCUGUCGCUGGGCAACACGGACUUUCAACUCCCUCCAAAGAUUUUCUAUGGGGUUGAGAUCUGGAGACUGGCUAGGCCACUCCAGGACCUUGAAAUGCUUCUUACGAAGCCACUCCUUCGUUGCCCGGGCGGUGUGUUUGGGAUCAUUGUCAUAAUGAAAGACCCAGCCACGUUUCAUCUUCAAUGCCCUUGCUGAUGGAAGGAGGUUUUCACUCAAAAUCUCACGAUACAUGGCCCCAUUCAUUCUUUCCUUUACACGGAUCAGUCGUCCUGGUCCCUUUGCAGAAAAACAGCCCCAAAGCAUGAUGUUUCCACCCCCAUGCUUCACAGUAGGUUUGGUGUUCUUUGGAUGCAACUCAGCAUUCUUUGUCCUCCAAACACGACGAGUUGAGUUUUUACCAAAAAGUUAUAUUUUGGUUUCAUCUGACCAUAUGACAUUCUCCCAAUCCUCUUCUGGAUCAUCCAAAUGCACUCUAGCAAACUUCAGACGGGCCUGGACAUGUACUGGCUUAAGCAGGGGGACACGUCUGGCACUGCAGGAUUUGAGUCCCUGGCGGCGUAGUGUGUUACUGAUGGUAGGCUUUGUUACUUUGGUCCCAGCUCUCUGCAGGUCAUUCACUAGGUCCCCCCGUGUGGUUCUGGGAUUUCUGCUCACCGUUCUUGUGAUCAUUUUGACCCCACGGGGUGAGAUCUUGCGUGGAGCCCCAGAUCGAGGGAGAUUAUCAGUGGUCUUGUAUGUCUUCCAUUUCCUAAUAAUUGCUCCCACAGUUGAUUUCUUCAAACCAAGCUGCUUACCUAUUGCAGAUUCAGUCUUCCCAGCCUGCUGCAGGUCUACAAUUUUGUUUCUGGUGUCCUUUGACAGCUCUUUGGUCUUGGCCAUAGUGGAGUUUGGAGUGUGACUGUUUGAGGUUGUGGACAGGUGUCUUUUAAACUGAUAACAAGUUCAAACAGGUGUCAUUAAUACAGGUAACGAGUGGAGGACAGAGGAGCCUCUUAAAGAAGAAGUUACAGGUCUGUGAGAGCCAGAAAUCUUGCUUGUUUGUAGGUGACCAAAUACUUAUUUUCCACCAUAAUCUGCAAAUAAAUUCAUUAAAAAUCCUACAAUGUGAUUUUCUGGAAUUUUUUUCCUCAAUUUGUCUGUCAUAGUUGACGUGUACCUAUGAUGAAAAUUACAGGCCUCUCUCAUCUUUUUAAGUGGGAGAACUUGCACAAUUGGUGGCUGACUAAAUACUUUUUUUCCCCACUGUAUUUGUACCCACUAUAAGGUACAAUGAUGGAUUUUUGCCACUUAAAAGGAAUUAACGGCUUUGUCACUGUGGUGGUACCCUAAAAAGGCAAAUUUGUAUCAUAAUCAUUAUCAUGUUUCCCAGCAUGCUCUACUGCAGGUAGAUUUUUAAGAAUUGUUUUAAUAUCUGUGUUUUUGCAUUUACAUUGAUUGACUGAUUAAUCUUAUGCUACACAAAGAUAAAUAACAUACAUUUUUCUAAACUAAUCCAAUCAUUUAGUUAGAUUUAUUGCACCCGUUACUGAAAUGGUUGUUCCAGUUUAAAUGGUUUAGGUAGUCUCCUUUAUCAAUGCUGUGGGUGAAUAAAAAUUCCAACUGUUGGCUAUCUUAACUCUGGCUUGAUUCCAAUAGGAAUUACACAUCACUUUGCAAGCCAGCAUAAUGUGACUUACAGGCCUGAUGUGGCCUGUAAACCAGGAAUUUCAGGCCACUGUAUUAGGGUAAAACUAGGUUUUAAAAUAAGGCCUUAUGAGAUAUGUAUGUAUCAGUGGAGGCUGGUGGGAGGAGCUAUAGGAGGACAGGCUCAUUGUAAUGGCAUGAAUGGAACGGUAUCAAACAUAUGGAAACCACAUGUUCGACUCCAUUCCAUUAAUUCCAUUCCAGCCAUUACAAUGAGCCCGUCCUCCUAUGGCUCCUCCCACCAGCCUCCACUGAUAUGUAUAUAUUGUCAUAAAUUAUAACAUUCGCCUAGAAACUCACUUGGUGAAUGCCACAGGAUUGAAAAUGAGGCCCAGAAGAGGAGGGAAGGGAAUGGAGGGAAUCUGAUUUCAUUGGUGCUCAACUCGUGGUUCAGACACUUCAUUCAGGAUAAAUGGAGUUAGCCCUGAGUUAGCCUGCCCCGGAGAAGGUUAGUUUUGAAGCAUUCGUUGCCAUAGAAAUGUACCUGGCUAAAAGAUGAGCCACUUCUGUGCUACCGGUUAUCCCAAGUUGAACUCAGAGUUGACCAAAGUUACCUCACUAACUCCUCAAACCAGGUACGUAGUAUACCCCUCUGCUCUCAACCCAAUUUAACACUUAUAUGGGAGAUUCUGGAGUGGUGCCUGAGACAGCAUUUUCCACCACCAUCAACAAAACACCAAAUUAAAUGAUAGAAUUUAUCGUGGAAGAAUGAAAGAGCCUCCCGUGUAGCUCAGUUGGUAGAGCAUGGCGCUUGCAACGCCAGGGUUGUGGGUUCGAUUCCCACGGGGGGCCAGUAUGAAAAAUGUAUGCACUCACUAACUAAGUCGCUCUGGAUAAGAGCGUCUGCUAAAUGAUGUAAAUGUAAAUGUGUCGCAUCCCUCCAAUAGAGUUCCAGACACUUGUAGAAUCUAUACCUAGGUGCAUUGAAGCUGUUCUGGAUCAUGGUGGCCCAAUGUGUCACGCCCUGGCUCUGGGGACUCUUGUAUGUUGAGCCAGGGUGUUAGUUUCUUUGUGUAGUGUCUAUGUUUCGUUUUCUAUGUUCUGUUCUAGGUUGUGUUUCUAUGUUGGCCGGGGUGGUUCUCAAUCAGAGGCAACGAGAAUCAGCUGUUGUUUGUUGUCUCUGAUUGGGAACCAUACUUAGGCAGCCUUUUGUGCACUUGUUAUUCGUGGGAUCUUGUUCCGUGAAGGUUUGUGUAUGACCGAGGACUUCACGUAUCGUUUUGUUGUUUUUGUUGUAUUUGAAAAGUACCUAUUAAAGAUGUACACAUAUCACGCUGCGCCUUGGUCCAAUCAUUAUGACGAUCGUGACAGAAGAUCCCACCAAAACAGGACCAAGCAGCGUGUCCAGGAGCCGACAGCCUGGACUUGGGAGGAGAUCUUGGACGGGCAGGGGUCCUGGACUUGGGAGGAAAUCCAGGCCGGAAUGGAUCGCCGUCCGUGGGAGGAGACGGUGGAGGCGCGCCAUAGAGAGGAGCAGCGGCGCCAACCGGGCCGACGUCGGACACGCAAGAGGCAACCCCAAUAAAUUUUUUUGGGGGGGCACACGGCAUGGACGACGGGGCUGCUGGAGGCAGCUACUGGGCAAGUUUGUGGAUUAGGAGGCCACCGGGUUUGGGGGGCUGGAAGGGAGGUUGGCAGAGCCUAGAGGUAGAGCAGAGCCAACUCCCCAUACUCAGGCUAGGCAGCGAGAGACUGGGCAGGUUCCGAGGUAUGCGGAGCUGCGUACUGUGCCGCGAGUGGUCCGGCACAGUCCGGUACGUCCUGUGCGAGCACCACGCACGUGUCGUGCUAAGGUGGGCAUGCAGCCAGGACGGAGUGUGCCGGCUCAACGCUCGUGGCCUCCAGUACCCCUCCUCGGUCCCGGAUAUCCUGCGCCAGUGUCACGUGCUGUAGUGCCAGUACGAGUACACAGCCCUGUACGUCCUGUGCUGAUGCCUCACACAGAGUGUGUAAAAAUAGGCAUUCAGCCAGGACGGGUUGUGUCAGCUCUUCGCUCCAGACCUCCAGUCCGUCUCCACAGCCCGGUCCGGCCUGUUCCUGCUCCCCGCACCAAGCCUGUGAUGCGCGUCGCCAGCCCGGCCCGGCCUGUUCCUGCCCCUCGCACCAAGCCUGUGGUGCGCGUCGCCAGCCCGGGCCGGCCUGUUCCUGCCCCUCGCACCAAGCCUAUGGUGCGCGUCGCCAGCCCGGCCCGGCCUAUUCCUGCCCCUCGCACCAAGCCAAUGGUCAGGUACCGGUCAGCUGCUCCACACCGGAGCCUAAGCAAUCCGCUACACCGAUGUCCAGUACGGCUCCAGCAAGCGGGACUAGACCAGGGGCGCUACGGGGGGGUUGUUAGAGGGUGGUGGUCACGCCCAGAGCCGGAUCCGCCUCCGAGGUGGAAUGCCCACCCGGCCCCUCCCCUGUCGGGUUUAUGUUGGCGCUUGUCGCAGUCCGCGCCUUUGGGGGGGGGGGGGGGGUACUGUCACGCCCUGGCUCUGGGGACUCUUGUAUGUUGAGCCAGGGUGUUAGUUUCUUUGUGUAGUGUCUAUGUUUCGUUUUCUAUGUUCUGUUCUAGGUUGUGUUUCUAUGUUGGCCGGGGUGGUUCUCAAUCAGAGGCAACAAGAAUCAGCUGUUGCUUGUUGUCUCUGAUUGGGAACCAUACUUAGGCAGCAUUUUGUGCACUUGUUAUUUGUGGGAUCUUGUUCCGUGUAGGUUUGUGUAUGACCGAGGACUUCACGUAUCGUUUUGUUUUUGUUGUAUUUGAAAAGUACCUAUUAAAGAUGUACGCAUAUCACGCUGCGCCUUGGUCCAAUCAUUAUGACGAUCGUGACACAAUGCCCUAUUAAGACACUUUAUGUUGGUGUUUCCUUUAUUUUGGCAUUUACCUGUACCUUACAGGGUACCACUACAGUGACAAGCAAUUGUUCCCUUUAAGAACAAAUCUAAACUUAAUUUUGUUUGUUUAAGGCCAGGUAAGGCCAUGGCUCUAUAUGCACAGUAUUCAUGGCUGAAAUUUCCUCUCAGUUGAACUUAUGUGUGCAGAUUCAGAGUCAUGGUGUUCAUUUCUGAUUAAAAAAAAUGUGAGUAACACAUCGAUAAGAGAGAAUCAAUUAGCUGCCAUUCAAUAGUAUGAAACACCUGAAUGUAUAAGCUAGUUUGCAAGCCUUCCAAGUCUUCUUGCACGUCUUCAACCUAUUAUAAAAGGCCAUGGCAUGAUAGAAACACCACCAACAAGCUGACAAAUGACCAGAACACCAAGGAACCUCAUGAUAUGGCUCUUUUUCUUUCUUGUUUUUUCCACUGCAGUUGCCCUUUAAGUUCGUGAACUAAUUGCUGUCUUCUUUGUGCUGAAGGAGCUUGGUUCGGCGCUGAUCGACCGAGACAGAGCUAUCUGUGAGAAGAAUGAGCUGUUGGAGAAGUGCUGCCACGAGGUGAAGGACAAGGCUGAGGCCCAGAAGGAGCUGAGCCAGGCCUGUAAAGACAUCCAGACGAUCCGGGAGGAGAGAGACGUGGCCCGCAAGGAGAGGACAGAGGCUAUCAUACAGAGAGACCAGCUACUGAGAGAAUACUACCAGACUAGACAGGUAACACACACAUCUGAGAUCAGUACGACACACACACCUUAAACACACCUGUAUAGAGAGAACAGAGGCUAUCAUCCAGCAAGAACUAACACUAACACUUUUUCCUACUAGCACUGACUUUGCUGAUAGCUGCUUUAUUGAGGAACAAUUUUACUUACUAUGACUGAGAAAUGUUGUUGUCUCACCUAGCUACCUUAAGAUGGGGCGGCAGGUAGCUUAGUGGGUAAGAGCGUUGUGCCAGUAACCGAAAGGUCGCUGGUUCUAAUCCCUGAGCCGACUAGGUGAAAAAUCUGUCUGUGCCCUUAAGCAAGGCACUUAACCCUAAUUGCUCCUGUAAGUCGCUCUGGAUAAGAGCGUCUGCUAAAUGACCAAACAAAUAAUAAUAAUAAUAAUAAUAAUAAAAAAAAUAAAGAUGGAUGUACUAACUGUAAGUCGCCCUGGAUAAGAGCAUCUGCUAACUGACUAAAAUAUUAAUGUUAUGUAAAUGUAAAUGCAAGACCAGCACCUGAAAUAGGCAGGCCAUACAGGCUAGACAGGAUUAAUUGAUUGAAUACUUCAUUGUCCUGCAACAUACAGGCACUCCUGACAAACACGUAAUACACCAAAUCAAAAACACAAGACAUAUAACUUCACUUAUGUACAACACAUCACAGGACCGUUCAGAUAGACAUAUAGGUGUAUACCAGGGUUCCCCAACUGGCAGCCCACGGGUCGAAUUUGGCCCUGAGCAACAACAAAAAAAAGAUUACAUUUUUUGUUGUUGGCCAUAAGACUGUAAAAACACCAGGAAAUCAUCUCCAAGUGAUUUUAAUUUUGGAAAUAUGUUCUAAAUAUUCCCAUGCAUAAUAGAGAGACGUGAAUGUAUACAAAUGUAAGCAAGGUUUGAAAUCAUUAUGCUUUAGUCAAAUAUUAUAACUGUUUGGGCUUCUUACGGUCAACUUGCAGUCUACAAAUAAUUUGCAAUUAUGUUCCAGCCGCCCGACCAUCCGCUCCAGAAAAAAAUCAUCCCGCGGCUGAAUCUAGUUGAUGAUCCCUGCUGUAUACUGUAGUUGUUGGUUUAUAGUUUAUAGUCCGUCUGUGUUGAGGUGAAGAUAAAGACUAAAGCAUUCAUCUUAUUCUUACCAUUAUCACAAAUCACUUCAUCCCAUACUGUCCUCUCUGAAUCCCCUCUGCAGACACUGCUGAAACUCUUCUCCAAGGCUCUUACAACACAUUUGUCCCAGCAUCAUUUAAUUUUGUGUCAAGCUUUCUCUCUCUGAUAGUCUUGUAGAAUUUACGACAGAGGUAGAAGUCAGAAGAUCCCUGCAUUAGGAAAUUACCAGCAAUUGAAGUGGAAAGCAUUUAUCUGACUUUGACACAUAGUGGGUAUAAAAGUGCUGCCUGCCGCUAUACAAAGCACUUCAUUACUGCCCAACAACCACAGUAAACACAGGAAAUGGAACGGGAUUGAUUUACUCUGGACCAUAAUUCAAUGCCCCAAUGCUUCACUUCUACUAUUGCUCAGCAUCACAUCCCCAGUAUCAGUGUUACGCUUUGAAGCAUGCAGGGAGAGGCUUAAACAUAGUCUGUGUCCCAAAUGGCACCCUAUUCCCUAUAUAGUGUACUACUUUUGACCCGGGACCAUAGGGCUGUGGUCAAAAGUAGUUAACUACAGUUGAAGUCGGAAGUUUACAUACACUUAGGUUGGAGUCAUUAAAACUAGUUUUUCAACCACUCCACAAAUUUCUUGUUAACAAACUAUAGUUUUGUCAAGUCGGUUAGGACAUCUACUUUGUGCAUGACACAAGUAAUUUUUCCAACAAUUGUUUACAGACAGAUUAUUUCACUUAUAAUUCACUGUAUCACAAUUCAAGUGGGUCAGAAGUUUACAUACACUAUGUUGACGGUGCCUUUAAACAGCUUGGGAAAUUCCAGAAAAUGAUGUCAUGGCGUUAGAAACUUCUGAUAGGCUAAUUGACAUAAUUUGAGUCAACUGGAGGUGUACCUGUGGAUGUAUUUCAAGACCUACCUUCAAACUCAGUGCCUCUUAGCUUGACAUCAUGGGAAAAUCAAAAGAAAUCAGCCAAGACCUCAGAAAAGAAAUUGUAGACUUCCACAAGUCUAGUUCAUCCUUGGGAGCAAUUUCCAAACGCCUUAAGGUACCACGUUCAUCUGUACAAACAAUAGUACGCAAGUAUAAACACCAUGGGACCACGCAGCCGUCAUACCGCUCAGGAAGGAGACACGUUCUGUCUCCUAGAGAUGAACGUACUUUGGUGCGAAACAUGCAAAUCAAUCCCAGAACAACAGCAAAGGACCUUGUGAAGAUGCUGGAGGAAACAGGUACAAAAGUAUCUAUAUCCACAGUAAAACGAGUCAUAUAUCGACAUAACCUGAAAGGCCGCUCAGCAAGGAAGAAGCCACUGCUCCAAAACCGCCAUAAAAAAGCCAGACUACGGUUUGCAACUGCACAUGGGGACAAAGAUCGUACUUUUGGGAGAAAUGUCCUCUGGUCUGAUGAAACAAAAAUAGAACUGUUUGGCCAUAAUGACCAUCGUUAUGUUUGGAGGAAAAAGGGGGUUACUUGCAAGCCGAAGAACACCACACCAACCGUGAAGCACGGGGGUGGCAGCAUCAUGCUGUGGGGGUGCUUUGCUGCAGGAGGGACUGGUGCACUUCACAAAAUAGAUGGCAUCAUGAGGAAGGAAAAUGAUGUGGAUAUAUUGAAGCAACAUCUCAAGACAUCAGUCAGGAAGUUAAAGCUUGGUCGCAAAUGGGUCUUCCAAAUGGACAAUGACCACAAGCAUACUUCCAAAGUUGUGGCAAAAUGGCUUAAGGGCAACAAAGUCAAGGUAUUGGAGUGGCCAUCACAAAGCCCUGACCUCAAUCCUAUAGAACAUUUGUGGGCAGAACUGAAAAAGCGUGUGCGAGCAAGGAGGCCUACAAACCUGACUCAGUUACACCAGCUCUGUCAGGAGGAAUGGGCCAAAAUUCACCCAACGUAUUGUGGGAAGCUUGUGGAAGGCUACCCAAAAUGUUUGACCCAAGUUAAACAAUUUAAAGGCAAUGCUACCAAAUACUAAUUGAGUGUAUGUAACCUUCUGACCAACUGGGAAUGUGAUGAAAGAAAUAAAAGCUGAAAUAAAUCAUUCUCUCUACUAUUAUUCUGACAUUUCACAUUCUUAAAAUAAAGUGGUGAUCCUAACUGACCUAAAACAGGGAAUUUUUACUAGGAUUAAAUGUCAGGAAUUGUGAAAAACUGAGUUUAAAUGUUUUUGGCUAAGGUAUAUGUAAACUUCCGACUUCAACUGUAUAUAUACUGCAUUCGGAAAGUAUUCAGACCCCUUGACUUUUUCCACAUAUCGUUACGUUACAGCCUUAUUCUAAAAUGUAUUAAAUUGUUUUUUUCCCCUCAUCAAUCUACAAACAUAAUGACAAAGCAUAAACUGGUUUUAGAAAUUUUUGCAAAUUUAUAACAAAUAAAAAACUGAAAUAUAACAUUUGCAUAAGUAUUCAGACCCUUUACUCAGUACUUUGUUGAAGCACCAUUGGUAGCGAUUACAGCCUUGAGUAUUCUUGGGUAUGACGCUACAAGCUUGGCACACCUGUAUUUGGGGAGUUUCUCCCAUUCUUCUAUGCUCUCAAGCUCUGUCAGGUUGGAUGGGGAGCGUUGCUGCACAGCUAUUUUCAGGUCUCUCCAGAGAUGUUAGAUCGGGUUCAAGUCCGGGCUCUGGCUGGGCCACUCAAGGACAUUCAGAGACUUGUCCCGAAGCCACUCUUGCGUUGUCUUGGCUGUGUGCUUAGGGUCGUUGUCCUGUUGGAAGGUGAACCUUUGCCCCAGUCUGAGGUCCUGAGUGCUCUGGAGCAGGUUUUCAUCAAGGAUCUCUCUGUACUUUGCUCCGUUCAUCUUUCCCUCAUUCUUGACUAGUCUCCCAGCCCCUGCCGCUGAAAAACAUCUCCACAGCAUGAUCCUGCUACCACCAUGCUUCACUGUAGGGAAUGGUGCCAGGUUUCCUCCAGACGUGACGCUUGGCAUUCAGUCCAAAGAGUUCAAUCUUGGUUUCAUCAGACCAGAGAAUCUUGUUUCUCAUAGUCUGAGAGUCCUUUAGGUGCCUUUUGGCAAACUCCAAGCAGGCUGUCAUGUGCCUUUUACUGAGGAGUGGCUUCCGUCUGGCCACUCUACCAUAAAGACCUGAUUGGUGGAGUGCUGCAGAGAUGUUUGUCCUUCUGGAAGGUUCUCCCAUUCCACAGAGGAGCUCUGUCAGAGUGACCAUCGGGUUCUUUGUCAUCUCCCUGACCAAGUCCCUUCUCCCCCCCAUUGCUCAGUUUGGCCGGUCGGCCAGCUCUAGGAAGAGUCUUGAUGGUUCCAAACUUCUUCCAUUUAAGAAUGAUGGCGGCCACUGUGUUCAGAAAUAUUUUGGUACACUUCCCCAGAUCUGUGCCUCGACACAAUCCUGUCUCGGAGCUCUACAGAGAAUUUCUUCGACCUCGUGGCUUGUUUUUUUGCUCUGAUAUGCACUGUCAGCUGUGGGACCUUAUAUAGACAGGUGUGUGCCUUUCCAAAUCAUGUCCAAUCAAUUGAAUUUACCACAGGUGGACUCCAAUGAAGUUGUGGAAACAUCUCAAGGAUGAUCAAUGGAAACAGGAUGCACCUGAGCUCAAUUUUGAGUCUCAUAGUAAAGGGUCUGAAUACUUAAGUAAAUAAGGUAUUUUUAAAAUAUUUUGCAGAAAUGUCUAAAAACCUGUUUUCACUUUGUCAUUAUGGGGUAUUGUGUGUAGGUUGAUGAGGAUUUUUAUUUAUUUAAUAAAUGUUAGAAUAAGGCUGUAACGUAACAAAAUGUGGGAAAAGUCAAGGGGUCUGAAUUAUUUCCGAAUGCACUGUAUAUAUCACAGGUUGGUGUUACCUUAAUUGGGGAGAAUGGGCUCGUGGUAGUUGCAGAAGCAGAAUGAGUGGAAUGGUAUCAAAUACAUCAAACACAUGGUUUCAGCCAUUACUAUGAGCCGUCCUCUCCUCAGCAGCCCCCACUGAUUAUUUAUAUGUAUGUAUGUAUGUAUGUAUGUAUGUAUGUAUGUAUGUAUGUAUGUAUGUAUGUAUGUAUGUAUGUAUGUAUGUAUGUAUGUAUGUAUGUAUGUAUGUAUGUAUGUAUGUAUGUAUGUAUGUAUGUAUGUGUAUACACACACAGGGAAUAGGGUGCCAUUUGGGACGCAGAAAUACUGUGGUAGAAUUGGUGGUGUCUUUCUAUUUUUAAAAUCGUCCCAUUCCCUGCUGCCAUGGUGGUGGCUGGCUGGAUAAUCUUUUAUGAACCCCCUGCUAUGUGGCACCUGCUUGGCAGGGUUACGCUGGGUAAAGGGCACAGCACAGCUGGAAUGAAAAAAGUACAACCAGCUGUCACGUCUCUGUCUCCUGUAUGUCCCACUUCACAGCCAAAUCUGUAAUCUAAUCCAUAGGAUGCACUCAAACAAAAUGUUACACAACACGUCAGUUGGGGUCAAUUCCAUUUUCAAUUCAAUCAAAUCAGGAAGUUGGAACUGAAAUACUAACUCCCAAUAGGAAUGUUCUUCAUGAGGAAACACAUUCAUCUAAUAUUUUCUUCUGAAAGAAGUUGUGCGCUUGAAAUAUACACUUUGUGGACAGUUUAUUAGGUACACCACCCCGUUCAUGAAAAUUGUUCGCUCCUAAAGUGAGUCAUGUGGCCGUGGCUUGCUAUAUACUGUAAAGCAGGCAGACGGGCAUCUAGGCAUUCAGUUACUGUUCGAUUUAACGUUACAAUGGGCAAAAGAGUGACCUAAGUGACUGAGUGCGGCAGUGCCAGGCGAGCCGGUUCCAAUAUCUCAGAAACGGCUGGCCUCCUGGGCUUUUCACACAUGACAGUGCCUAAGAUUUACUGAGAAUUGUGCGACAAACAAAAAACAUCCAGUCAGCGGCAGUCCUGUGGGAGAAAACAGCUUGUUGAUGAGAGAGGUCGAAGGAGAAUGACAAGAAUCGUGCAAGCUAACAGGCGGGCCAAAAACACACAAAUAACGGCACAGUACAACAGUGGAGUGCAGAACGGCAUCUCGGAUCACACAACUCGUUGAUCCUUGUCACAGAUGGGCUAUUGCAACAGACGACCACACCGGGUUUCACUCCUAUCAGCUAAAAACAAGACAAUGGACAAUUGAGGAGUGGAAAAACAUCACCUGGUCCGACAAAUCCCAGUUCCUAUUGCAUCAUGCUGAUGGCAGAGUCAGGAUCUGGCGUAAGCAGCAUGAGUACAUGACGCCAUCCUACCUGGUGUCAACGGUACAGGCUGGUGGCGGUGGGUGAUGGUGGUGUAAUGGUUUGGGGAAUGUUAUCCUGGCACACGUUAGGUACCUUGAUACCAAUUGAGCAAUGUUUCAAAGCCCCGAAGAAUUCAGGCUGUUCUGGAGGCAAAGGGGGGUCCGACCCAGUACUAGAUAGGUGUACCUAAUAAACUGGCCACUGAGUGUAGUUCAUCAUAAAAACAAUGUGUCAUAUAGUUGUGUAUUUCCUCGCUCCGGGGUAAAGUUUCCCCUAGGUACAGAUCUAGGAUCAGCUUCCCCUCCCCCAAUCUUACCUUAGCUAAACCAAGAUCAGCAUCUAGGGGCAACUUCAACCUACACCUAUUUCCUCCCCAUCAGAAACAAGACUCGACCACCCUGGACAUGGAGCGGGCCAACAAGGAGAUAGAGGUGCUGAGGAAGCAGUAUGAAGCCAUGUCUCAGGAGCUGAAGGAGGCGACGCAGGAGGCCGAGGUGGCCAAGUGUCGACGCGACUGGGCCUUUCAGGAGAGAGACAAGAUAGUGGCAGAGAGAGAGAGCAUUCGGUGAGUAGAGAGAGAAACAUCCUGCAUCCCAUAGCACGUGGCCUCUAGAACCUGUCAGGAAGCCAACAGGAUGAUAGCUAAGAAACUCACAGUAUAUUAAUAUUGAAGACUCAAGGAUCAGUGGCCAGUGCUGAAAAAUUACAAGUGUUGAAAGGCUCUGUCUUAAAUUUCCAGAGAAGAUUGGGUGAUUAUUGGAUAUUUACAGAAAAUUGGACAAGCCUGAAAGGUAAUGAAUGAAUAGAUUUAGAUGACGUCGUGUGUGUGUGUCUGUCAGGACGUUAUGUGACAACCUGAGGAGAGAGAGGGACCGAGCGGUGAGCGACCUGGCAGAUGCCUUGAGGAACCUGGACGAUACCAGGAAACAGAAAAACGACGCAUCACGCGAACUCAAGGAGCUCAAGUCAGUUAGUCAUCCCUCCACAUCAUCCAUCCAUCCCUCCAUCUCUCCAUUUCGCCAUCCAUCCAUCCCUCCACAUCCCUUUAUCUUCAGAAUAUAAACCUCUCAAAACUAUUUACAGUACAGAGGAAUAUAACCCUAUUAUGUAACUUUGCCAGUUCUGUAACUUGAUUUGAAGUACUGUAGGUUUUGGUUCUUUACAACCAGGUUUUUAUUGCCACCUAGUGGUUGAAAUGUGAAUCUAACAACUGGCUGUCUGUACAUUUAUAAGUUGGUCUUCAAAUGGAAAGGUUGUUUUCAAAGUUUCUCUCUCUUUCUACAGAGAAAGGAUUGAAGACCAGUUGGAAAAGGAGGCAAGUUUUCGUCAGCUGAUGGCUCAUAAUUCACACGAUUCAGCCAUCGACACCGACUCUUUGGAGUGGGAGACAGAAGUUGUGGAGUUUGAGAAAAACAGAGUAAGUGUUUAGUGCUCACCAACCUAUUUACCUUGGCCAAUUCCACAUGCAUUGCUUUGUGCUAUUGCCAAAUCGAAUUGAACCACAAAGAAUGAAUACAGUAGUAAAAGUAGUAAAACAGUAGUAAUAUUCAGAGAAACAAAUCAUGGACCCAUUUUAGAUAAGAUAUGCCUUUUUAAUGCUAACAUGAGGAAAUAAUGAUGCUUUAUUUAUGUUGUUAUUUCAGGAGGACAUGGAUAUAAAAGCACUUGGUUUUGACGUUGCCGAGGGGAUAAAUGAGCCAUAUUUACCAGGAGACUGUGGGAUAUUUGUGAGUAAGGUGGACAGAGGAGGUAUUGCUGAAGGAAGGUUAAGGUAAAUCACACUUGAUGGCCUUCUUCCUACUUUUGAAAAACAUACCGUUAUUAUUAAUCAUCCACUGUGUACAGCUCUGCUUGGUUGCGUCUUUUCUCUACAAAGUAAAUGAUUGGUUGCUCUUCUCUCUACAGAGUGAAUGAUUGGCUGUUGAAGAUAAACAAUGUGGACCUGACCAAUAAGGACAGGAAGCAGGUUCUGAAGGCAGUGCUGAGUGGAGAGGGAGUGAUCAAUAUGGUGGUCCGCAGGAGGAAAUCUCUGGGAGGACGCUUAAUCACUCCUAUUGAGAUCAACCUCACAGGAUACAAAGGUAUCACUCCUAUACAGCUAAAACUCACACACUAAAAACAAGUGCCAAAUAAGUGUUCUUUGGCUUGUAACCAUAGCGUAUCCCUUUUUGGUGCUAUAUAGAACCUUUUUUUAAAGGUUCUAUAAAGAACCAUGCUCAUAAGGUUCUAAAUGGAACCUUUAUGGUGCUAUAAAGAACCAAUUCCAAACUAUAAAAAAAAAGGGCACCAAAAAUGAUUCUGCUAUCAUUACAACCCCUUUUGGUGGGUGCUGCAUAGAACCCUUUUUAAUGGUUAUUUUACAAAACCUUUGUCUCAAUCUCAAAGGUUCUACAUUGAACCGUUUGAAGAACAAUACUGGGUUAUUUUUAAUAAAAUGUGUGUAUGCUGAAGACAUGACGUUAUCCUCCCUGUUUCCCCCAGACAGUGGUAUAGGUCUGGAGAGUGGGGUGUUUGUAGCUGGGGUCACUCCGGGCUCUCCAGCAACCAAGGAGGGUUCACUCACAGUCGGAGAUAGACUCAUCGCUGUACGUAUCACAUUACACCUGCUUUUAUUAUGAAAGCUAAUAUUGUUUUGCUACUAUAACUGGGCCUGUGUCCAUAAAGCAUCUCUGAAUAGGAGUGCUUAUCUAGGAUCAGUUUUGCCUUUUAGAUUCAAAUUAAUGAUUAGGGGGGGACCUAAUCCUAGAUUAGUACUCAUACUUUAUGAAUAAAUGGGAUUGUGUUUUUUGUAUGAUUUAGUUUUUUGUUUAUCUGUGUUUUCUUUGUAUUUACUAUUUAUAUAUUUAUUGAUUGCAUUUGAUAUUUGAUGUGUGUAUUUCUGUAUUCUGCAGGGUUCAUUUGUAAGAGACCUGGGUCUCAAUAUGACUCCCUUUUAAAAUAAAGGUUAAAUAAAUAAAAUGUAUAUGAAGCCUUAUAUAUGACCUAAGUUGAAGGUGACCAUUACUGACCUCUAUUGUAAAUACAUGGUCACGUGAUAAUAAUAUAUUUUUGUGUGCAAAUCUCAGCUUGUUGUUUAUGACCAACCGGAUUCUCCCAAUAGUAAUUUUGCAUCAUCAUAUCUUAAUUGCAUUUCAUAACAAAUUCAUGGAUCCCCAGACAGUUUGCAUGCAUAUUACCUUGGUGACCGUAUUCAUUUAUAAAUCAUUUGGGCUAUGUCUCAAAUGGCACCCUAUUCCCUAUAUAGUGCACUACUUUUAACCAGAGCCCUAGUCGUAGUGUACUACAUAGGGAAUAAGAGGCCAUUUGGGACGCACACUUGGGAGUAUUUAAGUGAAGACCUGCUUGCUUCCCUGCUAUAACAUUGUUUUGAUACGAAGUGCUGACCUCAUUUUCCCCUCCACAGAUAAAUGGAAUUGCACUAGAUAACAAGUCACUGUCUGAGUGUGAAGCUUUACUGCGGAGCUGCAGAGAUGCUCUCAGCGUCUCUCUCAUCAAGGUGAGUUAAGGCUGUGUGGCUCCCAAAUGCCACCCUAUUCCCUAUGUAGUGCACUACUUUUGACCACGGUUUUGGUCAAAAGUAAUGCAAUAUAUAGGGAAUAGGGUGCCAUUAGGGAUGUCUUCAUCUACUGGCUCAGUUAUAAAUGCUGUAUCCAAUAGAUAGAUGUUAGCAUGAGCUGUGGAAUGAAUAUCUUGAACUGAUAAUGGUGGCUGAGAAAAUUUGAAAUAUAUUAUUGUAUUGGAACUGGUUGGUAUGUUUAUUUAUAAAUAAAUGUUUAUUUAGUCUAUUAAGCUGAGGUAUUAAGUUAUAGUAACCUGUAUUGGCAUGUACUGUACCUUCCAGUAAUGGGCAAGUAAUAAUCAUGUUUCCUCAAUUUUUUUUAAACAGUCAGUGCCUUCAGAAAGUAUUCAUACAAUUUCAUUUAUUCCACAGUUUGUUGCGUUACAGCCUGAAUUCAAAAUUGAUUAAAUAUAUUUUUUUCUCACCAACAAUACCCCAUAAUGACAACAUGAUUUACAUAAGUAUUCACACCCCUUUUGCAAUGACACUCCAAAUUGAGCUCAGGUGCAUCUAAUUUCCUUUGAUCAUCCUUGAGAUGUCACUACAACUUGAUUGGAGUCCCCUGCGGCCAAUUCAAUUGUUUGGACAUGAUUUAGAAAGAAACACACCUGUCUAUAUAAGGUCCCACAGUUGACAGUUUAUGUCAGAGCAGAAACUAUACCAUGAAGUCCAAGGAACUGUCUGUAGAUCUCUGAGAUAUAAUUGUGAUGAGGCAUAUAUCUGGGGAAUGGUAUGAAACAAUUGCUAGAGUGUUCAAAGUUUCCAAGAGGACAGUGGUCUCCAUCAUUGGGAAAUUGAAAAAAUAUGGAACUACCUAGUCUCUGCCUAGAGCUGGCCGUCUGACCAAACUGAGCACCUGGCAAGAAAGACCUUGGUCAGAGAGGUGACCAAGAACCCAGAGUUCCUUGGCUGAGAUGGGAGAACCUGCCAGAAGGACAACAGUCUCUACAGCAAUUCAACAAUCUAGGCUUUAUGGGAGAGUGGCCAGACAGAAGCCACUGCUGAGAAAAAGGCAACAUGACAGCACGCCUGGAGUUUUCAGAAAGGCACGUGAAAGUCUCUGAGUGCAUAAGGCAAAAUAUUCUGUGGUCUGAUUGUCACGAUCGUGUGAAGGAUGAGACCAACGCGCAGCGUGUUGAGUGAACAUCGUAGACUUUAUUAAGUUAAAGCACGACAAAACAAUAAACCACGAUCAAUGAAGUUCCACGGUGCACUCACCGUAACGGAAACAAAAACCCACAACCCCACAGGAAAACAUACAGAAAUAAAUAUGGCUCCCAAUCAGAGAUAACGAGCCGAACAGCUGACACUCGUUACCUCCGAUUGGGAGUCAUAAACAAACCUAGAAAAACAACAACCUAGACACCCAACAUAGAACACAAACACAUAGACUGCACACACCCUGGAUAAACAAUAAUGAGUCCCAACACCAGGGUGUGACAGUACCCCCCCCUAAAGGCGCGCACUCCGGGCGCACCAGCAUACCGUCUAGGGGAGGGUCUGGGUGGGCGUCUGUCCAGGUGGCGGCUCUGGCCCAGGUCGUGGUCCCCACCCCACCAUAGUCAUUACCCACUUACUUAGCCUCCUACACAUUACCACCCCCCAACUACACCCCACUGGGUUAAGGGGCGGCACCGGACUAAGGGGCAGCACCGGACUAAGGACCAGCACCGGGAUAAGGGGCAGCACCGGACUAAGGACCAGCACCGGGAUAAGGGGCAGCACCGGGCUAAGGGGCAGCACCGGGCUAAGGACCAGCACCGGGCUAAGGACCAGCACCGGGAUAAGGACCAGCACCAGUCUAAGGAACAGUACCUGACUAAGUGGCAGCUCCGGACUGAAUGGCGGAUCCUGGCUGGCUGGCUCUGGCGGAUCCUGCUGCUCAUGGCUGGCUGACGGAUCUGGCUGCUCAUGGCAGGCGGAAGGCUCUGGCUGAUCCCGUCUGGCGGAAGGCUCUGGCUGAUCCGGUCUGACGGAAGGCUCUGGCUGCUCCUGUCUGGCGGAAGGCUCUGGCUGCUCCUGUCUGACAGAAGGCUCUGGCUGAUCCUGUCUGGCGGAAGGCUCUGGCUUAUCCUGUCUGGCGGAAGGCUCUGGCUGAUCCUGUCUGGCGGAAGGCUCUGGCUGAUCCUGUCUGGCGGAGAGCUCUAGCGGCUCCGAUCUGGCGGACGGCUCUGAAGGCUCAUGGCAGACGGGCGGCUUUGUAGGCUCUGUACAGACGGGUAGUUCAGACGGCGUUGGGCAGACGGACAGUUCAGACGGCGUUGGGCCGACAGGCAGUUCAGGCGCCGUUGGGCAGACGGGCAGUUCAGACGGCGUUGGGCAGACGGGCAGUUCAGACCCCGUUGGGCAGACGGACAGUUCAGGCCCCGUUGGACAGACGGCAGACUCUGGCCGUCUGAGGCGCACCGUAGGCCUGUUGCGUGAUGCCGGAACUGGAGGUACCGGGCUGAGGACACGCAUCUCAGGGCUAGUGCGGGGAGUCGGAACAGGGCAUGCUGGACCCUGGGGACUCCCAUAACGCCUAGUGCGGGGAGCCGGAACAGGGCAUGCUGGACCCUGGGGACUCACCUCACGCCUAGUGCGGAGAGCAGGAACAGGCCGGGCUGGGCUGGUGAGGCGCACCGUAUCCCUGGUGCGUGGAGUAGGAACAGACCGGGCUGGGCUGGCGAAGCGCACCGUAUCCCUGGUGCGUGGAGUAGGAACAGGCCGGGCUGGGCUGGCGAAGCGCACCGUAUCCCUGGUGCGUGAAGUAGGAACAGGCCGGGCUGAGCUGGCGACGCGCACCUUACACUUAGUGCGAGGGACCGGAACAGGCUGUACCGUACGGGGAACACACACUACUGGCUGCACCUUGGGACUAGGAACGGGCCGGACCGAACUGGUUACACACCCCAGUACCUCACGCCGUGCCUCAACACCUUCCCUCUCUGCUUUACCCAGUAGCCCCCUUGACCUGGUAGCCCACUGAAUCCUACCCUUCUCUGCCUCCGUCAGCCCCCUUAACCUGGCCGCCUUCUGACUCUCCCUUGUGGCAGCCUCCUGCUGCUCCGUCGCCCAAGCCAUGUGCCCCCCCCCAAAAAUUUCUUGGGGUUGCCUCUCGUCCUUACGACGUUGAACCUGCUGCCGCCGAUGCUCCUCUCUUGCCAGGGCCUUGAUCUUCCCCCAAGGUCCCUUGCCUCCGAGCAUGUCCUCCCAGGACCACACUGUGCCCACCUGGGCCAUCGCCAGCCUCUCCAUCUCCUUGCCCGGCGCCUCCUCCCAUGUCCAGUCACCUUGCUCCUGGACACGCUGCUUGGUCUUUCUUUGGUGGGUUUUUCUGUCACGAUCGUGUGAAGGAGCAGACCAACGCGCAGCGUGUUGAGUGAACAUCGUAGACUUUAUUAAGUUAAAGCACGACAAAACAAUAAACCACGAUCAUGAAGUUCCACGGUGCACUCACCGUAACGGAAACAAAAACCCACAACCCCACAGGAAAACAUACAGAAAUAAAUAUGGCUCCCAAUCAGAGAUAACGAGCCGAACAGCUGACACUCGUUACCUCCGAUUGGGAGUCAUUGAACAAACCUAGAAAAACAACAACCUAGACACCCAACAUAGAACACAAACACAUAGACUGCACACACCCUGGAUAAACAAUAAUGAGUCCCAACACCAGGGUGUGACACUGAUGAGACAAAAAUUGAACUCUUUGGCCAGUAUGAAAAUGUAUGCACUCACUAACUGUAAGUCGCUCUGGAUAAGAGCGUCUGCUAAAUGAUUAAAAUGUAAAAAAAUGAACACCAUCCCGACGUGAAGCAUGGUGGUGGCAGCGUCAUGCUAUGGGGAUGCUUUUCAGCGGCAGGGAUUGGGAGACUGGUAAGGAUAGAAAGAACAAUUGAGCCAAAUACAGGAAAAUACUUGAUGAAACCUGCUUCAGAGUGCAAACGACCUUAGACUGGGAUGAAGAUUUACGUUCCAACAGGACAAUGACCCCAAGCAUACAGCCAAAGCAAUGCUGAAAUGGCUUCAGAACAAGAAUGUGAAAGUCCUUGAGUGGCCCAGCCAAAGCCCAGACUUGAAUCCCAUUGAACAUUUGUGGAAAGACUUGAAGAUUGCUGUUCACUGCUACUCCCCAUCUAGCUUAGAACUUGAGAAAAUCUGCAAGGAAGAAUGGGAGAAAAUCCCCAAAUCCAGAUGUGCAAAGCUGAUGUAGACAUACCCAAGACAACUCGGCGCUUCUAUAGAGUAUUUGCUCGGGUGUGAAUACUUAUGUAAAUGAAAUAUUACUGUAUAUCAUUUUCAAUAAAUUAGCAAAAAUGUAUAAAAACAUGUUUUCACUUUGUCAUAAGAUAACUAGGUGGGGCUUACAUUUGUCCUAUUUCACACAUGUACAAGUUUGUAUUUUGCAAAUCCCACUCCCCCUGAGACACCCUCAGAGAGCCAUUAUUGACAGCAACCCUGGAGCAAUAAGGGUUAAGUGCCUUGCUCAAGGGCACAUUGACAGAUUUUUUGGUUCAGGGAUUGGAACCAGCCACAUUUCAGUUACUGGCCCAACACUCCUAACCACUUGGCUACCUGCCACCAGAGUUCAUUAUGGGAUGUUGUGUGAGAAAUCCAUUUUGAAUUCAGGCUGUAACAUAAAAUGAAAAUGUGGAAUAAGUCUUCUUCUUUCUGAAGGCACUGUAAAUGUUUCCCGGUCACAAACUUUAGGACUAUGAACAACCUGAGUGGAAACGAUGCGUUGACUGUAAUGACCUCUUGUUUGCCCCUCACGCAGUUCCUCCCACAGAGUUGCUCCGGCCAGAGUAUCUUCGAAAACCUGCGAGACGCCUCAGAGAAGACCUCCAACUGCCGCUUGCUCCACUCCUGCCCGGAGGUCCACUCCUGGCACUCCCGGAACUCCAAGCACAACAACAGCUCUACCCAGACGGACAUGUUCUGCCCUGAAAUUGGCUCCAGUGGUGGAGAGAGACACAACCAUCACAACAAAGACAGGAGUCAGAGUGACAUUGUAGACAACAACAGUAGAGAUGGCUCCCUCUGCCAUUACAACAAGCCAUUCUCCAGUAGCUCCAUGUACUCCCGCUCUCUGUCCCACAGGGGGAGCUGUCUGCAGCACAGCCCAGUUAGUUCAGCGCCCCUGGGGUCCCCAGAGCCCCACCAGGACUACUGCUACAAGAGAGGGGAGUCACACAGCAGACGACCUCUCACUUUCACCCCUGUGGCCUCCGACUGUAUUACCCUGCAGGUUUGUCUUGGAAGGAUGGAGGGAGGGGGAGGAAUGGAUGGAUGGUUGGAAGGGUGGAUUGAUGUGGAGGUAAGGGGAAGAAUGGAUGGAGGGAUGGAUUGACUUCCAUGGCUUACUUUGUAGUUUUUAGCAAUCUCUACCUACAUUCCCCAGCCCUCUUGGACUGCAUGUAAAGUUUAAUAUUUAAUAGCUCCAGAACGUUAUUGUUUGUAAUGUGUGUUGUAAUGUUGUUAUGUGUAAGACUGUAACAUUUCCAUUUCCACCCCGGGGUUCUAUUCUAUUCAGAGCACGCUGCUGGACAGAGACAGAGACAGAGGAGGAGGAGAGGAAGGACACACCACUACUCCAGAGAGCGAGAAGCCGAGCGGAGGCACCUGGCCUAAAGUCAUGGUGGGUGCGUCCAUCCCCGAGUGUGCCCAGCUCUCCAUCUAUAAGAAGCCCAAGCAGAGGAAGUCCAUCUUCGACGCGGAGACCUUCAAACGGCCCGAGGCGCCCUCCAAACUGGACUACCUCUCCCUGUCCCAGCUACCAAAACACUCCCUGCAGGACUCUCAGUCUGAGGUGGGGACGGGGCCAGGGGUGGGGAUAGGGCAGACCCCUCCCACCCUGCCUCAGAGGAGCGAUUCGUUCAGGUUCAAACACCGCCAUCAGACCAGCUCUGCCUCGGACUCCACCAUCACCACAGGGACAGGCACCCCUCCAACCACCCCGGGCCAGGCACAAGGUGGCCUACCCCUGGUGGGCAAACAACAGGAGGGGGGGGGGCUGGAGGGUCGAGACAGAGCGAAAGACAGAGAUUGGGACAGAGAUGGGGAAAGAGACAGAGAAAGUCGAGAUCGAGACAGAGACAGGGACAGUGAGAAGCAACAUUACUACAUAGACCCUCCUGGAGAGGGGAAGCAGCCAAUUAUCAGCUCCAGGAAGUCAUGUGAUGAGGAUGUAGGCAGGCAGAGGGGGGAGGAGCUGGACAGGGACAGGAGAAGGUACCGGCCCAAAUCAGCCCCUGCGUUACGCCGGAACAUGACCCCUCUACACAUCCACAUCCCUAUCCAGGUAAUGAACAUCCCUGAAUGAUUGAUUGGUUGAUUUAUUGAUUGGUUGUUUGGUUGAUUAAGUAAUUGAGCCCUGUGGCUGUGCUUUGCCAAACUUUCCAAGUUUCCUUUUGAUACGAUGUUGAUAUUCUUAUUGAUUCGCUAUUACACUCAACAAAUAUUCACUAUACAAUAAACUCCUUUGUUUUCCACACACUGCAUUUAGUGUCAGUGUGUGUUACUAGAGCUGAUAGUUCCUAUCUGUCUUUACUGUAGGUCCAGAAUGUCUCUAAGGACGAGGCGUCUCCAGAGCCGGUGGACUUGGUGCGUUUCUGUCCCACGCGUUCCCAUCGUUACAGCAUGCCUUUGGUACCACCAGGAUACAGCAGCACAAUGGCUGCACGUAAGUCUCCUGUUACAACUAUCUGAACAAGUAAUUGUAUAUUAGAUUAUCUCUGUACGGCCAUUAAAGAUGUUUUUUCUAAUAUUAUUUUGUCCACUCACUGAACUGUGUUUCAGUACAGGUGUGAUAUUGCACCUGAUCGCUUUCAUUUCCUGUUUUCUUAACUCUUACUUGCCCUGAUUUCACAGAUAGCGGCUAUUUUGAAUUGUGAAUAUUGUGAUCAUGUGUCUUUUUUACCUUAUUGCAUGGUAAAACGUAGAAGAGCGUCUGCUAAAUGACUAAAAUGUAAAUGUCGCUGUUUUUGGUCAUCCAGAUCCCGGACACAGAGGUCUAGCCCCAUGUCCUGCUGUCACCGCUGUGAUGAGGAACCCAGUCUAUACCGCCUGGAGUCAUGAUGUUCACACUAACAACAACUGUCCUCCUGCACCCACCUCAGGCAACCACUCACACUCUCACCCCAGGUAGAUACCCCUCCUCAAUUCCAAGCCAAUUCCAGGUAUCCCAGGUCUGAAUCAGUCCCUGAUUCAAAGGCAGUAAUUAAAACCGGAACUUCAUGUCAACAAUGUUCUUAAUGAUCUAGAUCUUACAAUAUGCACUGCUCAAAAAAAUAAAGGGAACACUUAAACAACACAAUGUAAUUCCAAGUCAAUCACACUUCUGUGAAAUCAAACUGUCCACUUAGGAAGCAACACUGAUUGACAAUACAUUUCACAUGCUGUUGUGCAAAUGGAAUAGACAACAGGUGGAAAUUAUAGGCAAUUAGCAAGACACCCCCAAUAAAGGACUGGUUUUGCAGGUGGUGACCACAGACCACUUCUCAGUUCCUAUGCUUCCUGGCUGAUGUUUUGGUCACUUUUGAAUGCUGGCGGUGCUUUCACUCUAGUGGUAGCAUAAGACGGAGUCUACAACCCAUACAAGUGGCUCAGGUAGUGCAGCUCAUCCAGGAUGGCACAUCAAUGCGAGCUGUGGCAAGAAGGUUUGCUGUGUCUAUCAGCGUAGUGUCCAGAGCAUGGAGGCGCUACCAGGAGACAGGCCAGUACAUCAGGAGACGUGGAGGAGGCCGUAGGAGGGCAACAACCCAGCAGCAGGACUGCUACCUCCGCCUUUGUGCAAGGAGGAGCAGGAGGAGCACUGCCAGAGCCCUGCAAAAUGACCUCCAGCAGGCCACAAAUGUGCAUGUGUCUGCUCAAACGGUCAGAAACAGACUCCAUGAGGGUGGCAUGAGGGCACGACGUCCACAGGUGGGGGUUGUGCUUACAGCCCAACACCGUGCAGGAUGUUUGGCAUUUGCCAGAGAACACCAAGAUUGGCAAAUUCGCCACUGGCGCCCUGUGCUCUUCACAGAUGAAAGCAGGUUCACACUGAGCACAUGUGACAGACGUGACAGAGUCUGGAGAUGCCGUGGAGAACGUUCUGCUGCCUGCAACAUCCUCCAGCAUGACCGGUUUGGCGGUGGGUCAGUCAUGGUGUGGGGUGGCAUUUCUUUGGGGGGCCGCACAGCCCUCCAUGUGCUCGCCAGAGGUAGCCUGACUGCCAUUAGGUACCGAGAUGAGAUCCUCAGACCCCUUGUGAGACCAUAUGCUGGUGCGGUUGGCCCUGGGUUCCUCCUAAUGCAAGACAAUGCUAGACCUCAUGUGGCUGGAGUGUGUCAGCAGUUCCUGCAAGAGGAAGGCAUUGAUGCUAUGGACCGCCCAUUACCCAGACCUGAAUCCAAUUGAGCACAUCUGGGACAUCAUGUCUCGCUCCAUCCACCAACGCCACGUUGCACCACAGACUGUCCAGGAGUUGGCGGAUGCUUUAGUCCAGGUCUGGGAGGAGAUCCCUCAGGAGACCAUCCGCCACCUCAUCAGGAGCAUGCCCAGGCGUUGUAGGGAGGUCAUACAGGCACGUGGAGGCCACACACACUACUGAGCCUCAUUUUGACUUGUUUUAAGGACAUUACAUCAAAGUUGGAUCAGCCUGUAGUGUGGUUUUCCACUUUAAUUUUGAGGGUGACUCCAAAUCCAUACCUCCAUGGGUUGAUACAUUUGAUUUCCAUUGAUACUUUUUGUGUGAUUUUGUUGUCAGCACAUUCAACUAUGUAAAGAAAAAAGUAUUUAAUAAGAUUAUUUCAUUCAUUCAGAUCUAGGAUGUGUUAUUUUAGUUUUACCUUUAUUUUUUUGAGCAGUGUAGCUAAACAUAGAUAUGUAAUAAUUGGCUGCAUUAAUCUGAUGACUCUGUUCUUCUCCUAAAGUCCCCAGCACCAAGGUCGUCUGAGCCUGGACUUGAGCCAAAAGCGAUCUGGUGACUUAACGUCAGAUUCAUCGUCCCAUAGCCAGGCACCACACAGCACCAACUCCCUGCCCUCCAGUGCCAGACUGGGUCAGUGAAUGAACAAAUUAAUGAAUGCAUGCGUGAAUGAACAAACAAAUUAAUGAAUAAAUACAAACUUUAUUGAGCCGAAGAUAAUUUGAUUUUUACACCAUGAGCACAGGAAUCAUUUACACUUUAGCAGACGCUCUUAUCCAGAGCGACUUAUAGUAGUGAGUGGAUAUAUUUUUGUACUUUCUUUCCUGUACUGGUCCCCCAUGGGAAUCGAACCCACAACCCUGGCGUUGGAGCACCAUGCUCUUCCAACUGAGCCACACGGGAUCAUACAUGUAGUCCUUUUACUAUCGUGUCUCCCGAGUGCUAGCUGUGCCAGUAGAGAUCCUGGUUCGAAUACAGGCUCUAUCGUAGCCGGCCGCGACCGGGAGACCCAUGGGGCGGCGCACAAUUGGCCCAGCGUCGUCCAGGGUAGGGGAGGGAAUGGCCGGCAGGGAUGUAGCUCAGUUGGUAGAGCAUGGCGUUUGCAACGCCAGGGUUGUGGGUUCGAUUCCCACGGGGGGCUAAGAUAAGAGCAUCUGCUAAAUGACUAAAAUUUAUAUUAGUAUGGUAUGGUCUUGGCAUGAAUGAUAUUAACAUGUAAGAUUUUCCAUUUUCUUACCCCUCUAAGAUGGAGGUUGUUAGUACUGUUAGUCUGUAUGUUACUACUGGUAACUCACCUCUUAUCUGUUUAUGAUCUUGACAGGUUCCUCUGGUAAUUUACAGUUCCGGGCAGAGCGUAUUAAAAUCCCCCCUACUCGAUACCCACGCUCUGUUGCAGGGUCUGAUAGAGGUAGGUUGUUUCUCUCCUGCUGCUACAAGGCUCCAUAUUUGCAGUCCUCUGAGAGUCAGUGUAUGAGCUUAUUGAGUUAUGUAUGUAUAUAUUGAAUAGUGUUUCAUGAAUGUAUUUGAAGGGAUUGAAUUAUUUUUAUGAGCCCAUCAAUUAUGUGGUAACAAAAGUAGCAGUUCUUUACCUAUAGGCAUGGGAUGACAACACAGUAGUAACCUAUGUGAUGACAACACAGUAAUAACCUAUGGGAUGACAACACCGUAAUAACCUAUGGGAUGACAACACAGUAGUAACCUAUGGGAUGACAACACAGUAGUAACCUAUGGGAUGACAACACAGUAGUAACCUAUGGGAUGACAACACAGUAGUAACCUAUAGGAUGACAACACAGUAGUAACCUAUGGGAUGACAACACAGUAGUAACCUAUGGGAUGACAACACAGUAGUAACCUAUGGGAUGACAACACAGUAAUAACCUAUGGGAUGACAACACCGUAAUAACCUAUGGGAUGACAACACAGUAGUAACCUAUGGGAUGACAACACAGUAGUAACCUAUGGGAUGACAACACAGUAGUAACCUAUGGGAUGACAACACAGUAGUAACCUAUGGGAUGACAACACAGUAGUAACCUAUGGGAUGACAACACAGUAGUAACCUAUGGGAUGACAACACAGUAGUAACCUAUGGGAUGACAACACAGUAGUAACCUAUGGGAUGACAACACAGUAGUAACCAAUGGGAUGACAACACAUUAAUAACCAAUGGGAUGACAACACAUUAAUAACCUAUGGGAUGACAACACAUUAAUAACCUAUGGGAUGACAACACAUGAAUAACCUAUGGGAUGACAACACAUGAAUAACCUAUGGGAUGACAACACAUGAAUAACCUAUGGGAUGACAACACAUGAAUAACCUAUGGGAUGACAACACAUUAAUAACCUAUGGGAUGACAACACAUUAAUAACCUAUGGGAUGACAACACAUUAAUAACCUAUGGGAUGACAACACAGUAGUAACUUUGUUUCUCCUCCCUCUCCUUUCUUCCACCAUGUCACCCUCCUCUCACCGUCACCCCACCAGGGUCGUUGUCCCACUCAGAGUGCAGCUCCCUGUCCCACUCCACUCCUCCCAUGUCCCCCGUCAACCUAGAGACAACAUCCUUCGCCAGCAGCCAAUCACAGAGCUCUAUCUCCACCAGCGCCAGCCAGCCCAGGAUAUCAGUCAGCCCUGCUCUAAUAGGGGACCGACGGAAUGACAGGUACAAACACGCAUGCACGCACGCAUACACAGCGUGAAAACACACACACACACAUAGACACACAUGCACGCACGCACACAUCCACACACGCACACACACAUGCACACAGCCACAAAUGUGCGCGCAUGCACAUGGGCACACACACAAUCAGCACACUAGAGUCCUACAUGGGUCAGUUUUUUGGAGCCACACCCGCCCCGUGCCUGCCACAUCCAUUCCGAGCCCCAUCCAAUACCCCACAUCAGGACACAUUAUUCUCUGCAACCCGACCCACCCGCAUAGAAUAGUUCCGAGAGCUGAUCUGUGACUCACAAAAUAAUAUCAAUUUAUUUAAUUGUUUUUAUGACUCCAGAGUAGUAUGAUUUUAUUCCCCUUCCCUGCAUUAAUUCAUUUGUCUGCAUGUCUAUUCAACAUUUGGAUAAAAGGAAACCAUGCCAUGAAUUAAGAACAAUAUCUUAUUUUCUUCACAAUGCGAUGCGGCACAUUGACAACUCAAAUCGCCUUCUAAUUAGCCUUCUUACCUAAUGAAAGCAUAUAGCCGACAUAACAAAACAAUACCUCUACAUUCAAUAUUGUUUAGAUAAUCAAAUAGUUUAAUUGAAACUUAAAUGAACAAUUCCCAGAAUUGAAUAUAGCCUACAAAAAUAAAUGUAUUUAGUUGGCUAUACUCAAACUUUCACCAGCUGCACCGGUUUAAACUUUAUAUAGCGUAUGUAUGGUCUAAAUGAACAAAUUGAUAAUUAACUAAAUUAUUGUAAACAAAUACCUUCUGGACACUUUUUGCAGGCUGUAUAAGCCAUCCAUCUACUGGGUUGUUGUCCUUGUCCACAGUGACCAGGGAUUUCACUCGGCAGCACUUUUUUCCACGAUGGUGUAUUCCCUUUCUUUUUAUUUCUCUGGUUACGUUAGCCAUUUUCGCGUGAGCUAGGCUAGCUAGGGAAAGUCAACUUGGCAAUGUAUUGUCAUGUGGGGUGGGGGGACGGAACAUAGCUCUGCACGUGGACCAAUUAGAAUGUUUCAGCAUCACACAAAGAGACAGUCCCUGCUCCACACCUACUGCCUCCCUGCUCCACACUCUCUCACUGCCUGGCUGGUAGCCUACUGCCUCCCUGCUCCACACUCUCUCACUGCCUGGCUGGUAGCCUACUGUCUCCCUGCUCCACACUCUCUCACUGCGUGGCUGGUAGCCUACUGUCUCCCUGCUCCACAUUAUCUCACUGCCUGGCUGGUAGCCUACUGCCUCCCUGCUCCACACUCUCUCACUGCGUGGCUGGUAGCCUACUGCCUCCCUGCUCCCCAUCUCUCACUGCCUGGCUGGUAGCCUACUGCCUCCCUGCUCCACACUCUCUCACUGCCUGGCUGGUAGCCUACUGUCUCCCUGCUCCACACUCUCUCACUGCCUGGCUGGUAGCCUACUGCCUCCCUGCUCCACACUCUCUCACUGCGUGGCUGGUAGCCUACUGCCUCCCUGCUCCCCAUCUCUCACUGCCUGGCUGGUAGCCUACUGCCUCCCUGCUCCACACUCUCUCACUGCCUGGCUGGUAGCCUACUGCCUCCCUGCUCCACACUCUCUCACUGCCUGGCUGGUAGCCUACUGCCUCCCUGCUCCACACUCUCUCACUGCGUGGCUGGUAGCCUACUGCCUCCCUGCUCCACACUCUCUCACUGCCUGGCUGGUAGCCUACUGUCUCCCUGCUCCACACUCUCUCACUGCGUGGAUGGUAGCCUACUGCCUCCCUGCUCCACACUCUCUCACUGCCUGGCUGGUAGCCUACUGUCUCCCUGCUCCACACUCUCUCACUGCCUGGCUGGUAGCCUACUGUCUCCCUGCUCCACACUCUCUCACUGCGUGGCUGGUAGCCUACUGCCUCCCUGCUCCACACUCUCUCACUGCCUGGCUGGUAGCCUACUGCCUCCCUGCUCCACACUCUCUCACUGCGUGGCUGGUAGCCUACUGCCUCCCUGCUCCACACUCUCUCACUGCCUGGCUGGUAGCCUACUGUCUCCCUGCUCCACACUCUCUCACUGCGUGGCUGGUAGCCUACUGCCUCCCUGCUCCACACUCUCUCACUGCGUGGCUGGUAGCCUACUGCCUCCCUGCUCCACACUCUCUCACUGCGUGGCUGGUAGCCUACUGCCAACUGCUCCACACUCUCUCACUGCGUGGCUGGUAGCCUACUGUCUCCCUGCUCCACACUCUCUCACUGCCUGGCUGGUAGCCUACUGCCUCCCUGCUCCACAUUCUCUCACUGCGUGGCUGGUAGCCUACUGCCUCCCUGCUCCACACUCUCUCACUGCGUGGCUGGUAGCCUACUGCCUCCCUGCUCCACACUCUCUCACUGCCUGGCUGGCAGCCUACUGCCUCCCUGCUCCACACUCUCUCACUGCCUGGCUGGUAGCCUACUGUCUCCCUGCUCCACACUCUCUCACUGCCUGGCUGGUAGCCUACUGCCUCCCUGCUCCACACUCUCUCACUGCGUGGCUGGUAGCCUACUGCCUCCCUGCUCCACACUCUCUCACUGCCUGGCUGGUAGCCUACUGCCUCCCUGCUCCACACUCUCUCACUGCGUGGCUGGUAGCCUACUGCCUCCCUGCUCCACAUUCUCUCACUGCGUGGCUGGUAGCCUACUGCCUCCCUGCUCCACCCUCUCUCACUGCCUGGCUGGUAGCCUACUGCCUCCCUGCUCCACACUCUCUCACUGCGUGGCUGGUAGCCUACUGCCUCCCUGCUCCACAUUCUCUCACUGCGUGGCUGGUAGCCUACUGCCUCCCUGCUCCACCCUCUCUCACUGCCUGGCUGGUAGCCUACUGCCUCCCUGCUCCACACUCUCUCACUGCGUGGCUGGUAGCCUACUGCCUCCCUGCUCCACAUUCUCUCACUGCGUGGCUGGUAGCCUACUGCCUCCCUGCUCCACCCUCUCUCACUGCCUGGCUGGUAGCCUACUGCCUCCCUGCUCCACACUCUCUCACUGCCUGGCUGGUAGCCUACUGCCUCCCUGCUCCACACUCUCUCACUGCCUGGCUGGUAGCCUACUGCCUCCCUGCUCCACACUCUCUCACUGCGUGGCUGGUAGCCUACUGCCUCCCUGCUCCACACUCUCUCACUGCGUGGCUGGUAGCCUACUGCCUCCCUGCUCCACACUCUCUCACUGCCUGGCUGGUAGCCUACUGCCUCCCUGCUCCACACUCUCUCACUGCGUGGCUGGUAGCCUACUGCACCCUGCUCCACACUCUCUCACUGCCUGGCUGGUAGCCUACUGCCUCCCUGCUCCACACUCUCUCACUGCCUGGCUGGUAGCCUACUGCCUCCCUGCUCCACACUCUCUCUCUGCGUGGCUGGUAGCCUACUGCCUCCCUGCUCCACACUCUCUCACUGCCUGGCUGGUAGCCUACUGCCUCCCUGCUCCACACUCUCUCACUGCGUGGCUGGUAGCCUACUGCCUCCCUGCUCCACAUUCUCUCACUGCGUGGCUGGUAGCCUACUGCCUCCCUGCUCCACACUCUCUCACUGCCUGGCUGGUAGCCUACUGCCUCCCUGCUCCACACUCUCUCACUGCGUGGCUGGUAGCCUACUGCCUCCCUGCUCCACACUCUCUCACUGCGUGGCUGGUAGCCUACUGCCUCCCUGCUCCACACUCUCUCACUGCGUGGCUGGUAGCCUACUGCCUCCCUGCUCCACACUCUCUCACUGCGUGGCUGGUAGCCUACUGCCUCCCUGCUCCACACUCUCUCACUGCCUGGCUGGUAGCCUACUGCCUCCCUGCUCCACACUCUCUCUCUGCGUGGCUGGUAGCCUACUGCCUCCCUGCUCCACACUCUCUCACUGCCUGGCUGGUAGCCUACUGCCUCCCUGCUCCACACUCUCUCACUGCGUGGCUGGUAGCCUACUGCCUCCCUGCUCCACAUUCUCUCACUGCGUGGCUGGUAGCCUACUGCCUCCCUGCUCCACACUCUCUCACUGCCUGGCUGGUAGCCUACUGCCUCCCUGCUCCACACUCUCUCACUGCGUGGCUGGUAGCCUACUGCCUCCCUGCUCCACACUCUCUCACUGCGUGGCUGGUAGCCUACUGCCUCCCUGCUCCACACUCUCUCACUGCGUGGCUGGUAGCCUACUGCCUCCCUGCUCCACACUCUCUCACUGCCUGGCUGGUAGCCUACUGCCUCCCUGCUCCACACUCUCUCACUGCGUGGCUGGUAGCCUACUGCCUCCCUGCUCCACAUUCUCUCACUGCGUGGCUGGUAGCCUACUGCCUCCCUGCUCCACACUCUCUCACUGCCUGGCUGGUAGCCUACUGCCUCCCUGCUCCACACUCUCUCACUGCGUGGCUGGUAGCCUACUGCCUCCCUGCUCCACACUCUCUCACUGCCUGGCUGGUAGCCUACUGCCUCCCUGCUCCACACUCUCUCACUGCCUGGCUGGUAGCCUACUGCCUCCCUGCUCCACACUCUCUCACUGCCUGGCUGGUAGCCUACUGCCUCCCUGCUCCACACUCUCACUGCCUGGCUGGUAGCCUACUGCCUCCCUGCUCCACACUCUCACUGCCUGGCUGGUAGCCUACUGCCUCCCUGCUCCACACUCUCUCACUGCCUGGCUGGUAGCCUACUGUCUACCUCACCGCUCACAGAACGGAAUUCGCAACACAAUGCAACACAAGUUCCUGGGUUUGUAAAACAUUUUAUUUAUUAAAGACCCACAAUAGGAUUGUUCUGAACCGCGAGCCGACCCACGGGUUGAAAUAAUGUUUUCACUCCACCCACCAGCUGAUUUUUUUUGUUGGUCACACAAACGCAUGCUUUGAGGUACCAUCCCCAUCACUUUGACUAGUUAUCUGUUGCCUCAUCAGUCAAUGGAACAUGUUGAUGUAUAUAUCCCACCUGUCUCUCUUCUGUCUGUCUUUCUGUCUCUCGUCUGUCUGUCUGUCUGUGAGUUGAUGCUGAUCUAGUGUUAGUGAUGCAGUAAAACAUCACUGUCUGGAAGCUGUGUCCCACGUCGUUUGUGAUCUUCUAUCACUUUAUCUGUAAUCUGUCUUUCCUUCCCAAUUGUCUAUCUGCAGCUCUCUCUGAAUAUUGCCUGCCUGCCUGACAUACUCUCCUUCUCUUCGCUCUCUUUCUUGCUUCCCCCCUUUGCCUCUUCACUCUUUUUCCGUCUUCCCCUCUCUUUCUUAUCUUUCCUUCUCCUCCCCCACUUUCACUUUCUUCCCUCUCCUUCCUAUCCCAUCUCUCUUCCCUCUCAUUCCUAUCCCAUCUCUCUUCCCUCUCCUUCCUAUCCCAUCUCUCUUCCCUCUCCUUCCUAUCCCAUCUCUCUUCCCUCUCCUUCCUAUCCCAUCUCUCUUCCCUCUCUGCAUCUCUGCUCUAGAUAUCUGUUCUAUAACAGAUCCUUUCUCCGCCUGCCUCUGGCUGUUAGGCCCAGGUUCUCCUCAUUACGGAGCUUGAGGUUUGUUCUACACUAGUCAGGCACACAGUAAUGGGUGCCUCUUGUUGCUUCAAUUGACAGCUGGACUCUUGAUUUUUCUAACAUUGUUAAAGUACCUGCCUGUUUUAUUUGCAAUGCUUUAAAUAAUAUGGCUCAAUUAAUGACAGGAAGCAUAUAAGAACAAGAGGAAAAGCAAUCAGUGUGCUUAAAGUCCCCAAAUUGUAAAUUCGAUGUAAAUUCCCAUUAAUUCCGAAAAGUUUUUUUUGCCACUUUGAAACUUCCUGACAUUUUGCAACGCUAAUCCUUUGCUUUUUAGAAGUCCUUAGUGAGAUGUUGAGACUAAGCUAUAACAUAAGCAGAAAAUACACAUUAUAUUCCUUUAAAGUGCCUUCAGUGCUUUUCACUAGUACCCUUAAAAUUGCAUGCCGGUGCUGUAGAAUUUUGUCUGAUCGCAUGAUUGGAACAUGAUCUGGAGCCUGGCUGGAACAUCCUUUGUAUGCAAAGCUUAUAUCUGUGUUGUAAUACGCUUUAACAGAAGGAGGCAUUCACAUUCAGGCUAGUCAGUACUUUUUCUUAUCAUUUUCAUUGGGCUUUGAUAUUUAGUAUUAUUUCAAAUUGUGCCAAAUUGAGGAUGUUUUAACAGUAUGGGUUUUGUGUAUGUGUGUGUGUGUGUGUGUGUGUGUGUGUGUGUGAGUGUGUGUGUGUGUGUCAGUAUUAGGUUUUGUAAUGUUCUUCUUUCUGUUGGUCUCCUAAAAGGCCCUAUCUGGAGGAGCCCCGUAACGUGACGGUACAGAAGGGGGCAGAACCGCUGGGCAUCUCCAUAGUGAGUGGGGAGAAUGGGGGUGUGUUCGUGUCCAAGGUGACGGCAGGAAGCAUCGCGCACCAAGCGCGGCUGGAGUACGGGGACCAACUGCUGGAGGUAUAUUUUCCUCACCUACAUUUUGGGUCAUAAUCCCAUGUAGCUCAGUUGGUGUCAUGAAUGUCUGUGGAAUGCGGUAGGCCAGAGUCAAGCGCAGGACACAGAAUGAAAUGAAAAUCUACUUUACUGAAUAGUAAAGAAACAAGCAAAACCUCCAACACAGGGAGGAGCAACCCGCUCACAAACGACACUCGUAACAAUAAACAAACACGCACAACACACAGUGGGGGCGAACAGGUUAAAUAGGGAAGGACAUAAUAUUAUAAUGGGAAACAGGUGUGCAACACUAGACCACAACCAGAUGAACAUAGAAACAUAAAACAUAGAUCGGCAGCAGCUAGUACUCCGGUGACGACGAACGCCGAAGCCUGCCUGAGCCAGAAGGAAGGGCAGUCUUGGCAGAAUCCGUGACAGUUGGUAGUGCAUGGUGCUUGCAACGCCAGGGUUGUUGGUUCAAUUCCCACAGGGAAGCAGUACGAAAAAAUGAUAAAAAUGAAUGCUUUAUUUACGUUACAAUUACACUACUGUAAGUUGCUCUGGAAAAGAGUGUCUGCUAAUGGACUUAAAUGUCAGAAAGUCAUGAUCAUUAAAGGAGGUAACCAUCAUGUGCUAUUUUUGCAUUGUAAUUUCAGAAAAUGUCCUUAAUAUAUCUGCAGUAAUAGUGGAAUGAUAGGGUUUCACAAAAUUGCAUAAAGAUGGUUCAGCCGGACCGGCUCUUGUUGUCAAAUUGGCACACUGCCUCCCAUCUAGUACCAUCUAAAUCGCUGUGAAAUAUAUAUUUUAAUUUUGUAUUGUCACAUACAGCGGUGGCAUUUCGCUACACCCGCGACUAAUACAUUUGAUUUGAAAUGUGUUGUUUUACAGGGUCAGCCAUAGCAGUACGGCGCCCCUGGAGCAAAUUAUGGUAAAGUGCCUUGCUCAAGGGCACAUCGGCAGAUUGUUCACCUUGUCGGCUCUGGUAUUCAAACCAGCAACCUUUCGGUUACUGGCACAACACUCUUAUCCCUAGGCUACCCAAAUAUAUUUUCAAUAAUGAAAAAUAUAGUAUUUUCAACUGUUUGAAGCUGGUAGACGAUACUGUAAGUAAAGGACUCAAGCGCGAGUGGUUUUUACUAGAUUACACAGCCACAAAGUCUCCGCCGUGUUGUGGGGCAACGGGAUGCGGGGGAGGGGGAAGAGUUGUUUAUUUUCAGCCUAAGUGUUGUUGCAAUUCACCUAGCUUCCACAUGGGGGACACAUUCUACAUGUAGCACCGUUAAAUCAAAAAACAUGUUUAAGUGCAAGUUACCCACAUUCUCGAUCUUAAUCUCACUCUCUAUCUCUCACCCUCUUCUUCUUACCGUUCUGUCUCUCUCUGUCUCUCUCUCUCUCCCUCUCUCUCUCUCUCUCUCUCUCUCUCUCUCUCUCUCUCUCUCUCUCUCUCUCUCUCUCUCUCUCUCUCUCGCGCUGUCUCUCUCUCUCAUCCCUCUCGCUCAUCCCUCUCUCUCUCUCUCUGUCACUCAGUCACUCUCUCACUCACUCACUCACUCACUCACUCACUCACUCACUCACUCACUCACUCACUCACUCACUCAUCUCUCUCUCUCUUAAUCUAACUGUUGUUCUUUCUUUCAGUUUAAUGGGAUCAACUUGCGGAACGCCAACGAGCAGCAGGCGAGGCUUGUGAUUGGUCAGCAGUGUGACACCAUCACAAUCCUGGCUCAGUACAACCCACACAUGUUCCAGCUGGGAAACCACUCACGCUCCAGGUAAGCGCAUGUACGCACGCACACACAGAAACACACACACACACACAGAGCUGGGAAACCUCUCUAACUCCAGGUAAUAGGAGACUGAUUUUGAUUACAUUCUCUUCAGUUCUCGUAUGGAGUCCAUCAGUGGUCAGCUUAUCCCCCAGCUCAGCGGAGACACCACCCCAGACAAUCACUCCGUCAUCGACACCUUGAGUGAGCAAGACGAAGGGACCAUGACACCACCUUCUAAACAGACCAGCCCAGCUACCAGCCCUCACAGCUCCUUCAGGUACAGGGGGUCAUUAUAUUGUAGGAAAAAAACAACAGCUGGAGCAUUCUGUUCCUUGGUGUUAGUUAAUGAUGUGUAUGAUAUUUUGAAUAUAUAUUAUGUAUGGAACAAAGCAUGGUCAAAGUAUUAAGUGGAAAGUGGUCAUCAGGGUUUAAGUCAAUUCCAUUCAUAUUCAUUCAUUUCAGGAAGUUGGAAAUUCAGUUACCUUCCUGAAUUGACCGUAUUGAAAUGAUGGUCAUUGGGUUGCCAGAUAGACUGACUGUGGGAGUUUUCAAUUCAGUCAAUUCAGGAAGUUGGAAUUUCAGUUACCUUCCUGAAUUGACCGAAUUGAAAUGAUGGUCAUUGGGUUGCCACAUAGACUGACUGUGGGAGGUAUAUCCGUCUCUGUCCAGGCUAUCUUCUCCAGGUGCAGGUUUUCGCAGGGCCCCAGAGGUGAGGCUGGUGCGGCUGAAGAAGCCCCAGGGAGAGCUGGGGUUGCAGCUCUGUGGAGGGAACCUGUAUGGUAUAUACGUUGAGAGUCUGGAGGAUGACAGCCCUGCCAAGUGUCCCGACGGACUGGUGCCCGGAGACCAAAUACUGGAGGUACAGUAUACAGCCGUAUAGUAUGGUGAAGUAUACAGUAUAGAGGUAACCUGUAUGGUACAUACGUAGAGAGUCUGGAGGACGACGGGUACAGUGCUGCUUGAAAGUAUGUGAACCCCUUGUGCAAUUACAGAUUUUUACCAUGAAAUCUUCAUUUAAUCAGAACCAGUCUUUUUGAUCUGACAUAACAGGUUUAUAUUUACCACUACCGAUGAAAUCAUGUGUGUAGUAGAAAAACUAAAUUAAAAAGGAAUUAGUGCAGUUGCAAAAAUAAGUUAACCCCAAGUUGCGUUGGUUAAAUCAAGUAGGUAAGUAGAAUCAGGUGGGUAAAUAAUUAGCUAUCAAAUGAACCAAUCAAAGGAGAGAUCGUUAGGAAAGAGUUUGGGCGGGACUCUGAUAAAUAGUAAUAAGAAACCUGGUCAGUUUGGUGUUACCUAUCCAGGUGAAUGCAAAGCACACCAUGCCGAGAGGAAAGGAGAUCUCAGAGGACAUCAGGACAAGGGUAGUGAGAGCACAUCAGUCUUGGGAAGGCUAUAAAAUCAUCUCAAAAAGAUUUGAGCUCCAUCAGUCCACUGUGAGGCAAAUAAUUUACAAAUGGAGAGCAUUUAACAUGACAGCAACUCGGUCUAGAAGUGGACGCCCUUCCAAAAUAUCCCCAAGAGCCACAAGAACAAUAAUAAAUCAGGUAAAAGCCAACCCAAACAUAACCUCUAGAGAUUUGCAGACCUCCCUUGUUGCAUCUCAGGUAACUGUGCAUGCUUCAACAAUAAGAAGAACACUGAAUCAAAAUGCCAUUCAUGGGAGGGUUGCUAGGAAGAAGCAUCUGCUGUCAAAAAAGAACUAAACUGCCCAUCUUAACUUUGCCAGAGACCACUUGGACAAGUCCAUUCUCUGGACCGAUGAGUCCAAAAUUGACAAUUUUGGUCACAAUCAACACCGCUAUGUUUGGCGAAAACCCAACACUGUCUACCACCAAAAUAACCUUAUCCCAACAGUCAAGCAUGGUGGUGGCAAGGUCAAGAUCUGGGGCUGCUUUUCCUCCUCUGGACCUGGACGACUCCACGUCAUUAAGGGAACCAUGAAUUCUGAGGUAUACCAGGAGAUUCUUGAACAGAACGUCAGGCCAUCAGUCAAGGAGCUAAAGCUGGGCCGAAAAUGGGUCUUCCAACAAGACAACGACGCAAAGCACUCAAGCAAAUCUACCAAAGAAUUGCUCAGGAGAAAGAAAAUGUGUGUUUUGGAUUGGCCAAGUCAAAGUCCUGACCUAAAUCCAAUCGAAAUGCUGUGGCAGGACCUGAAGCGGGCAGUUCAUGCCAGACACCCCUCAAACCUAACUCAAUUGGUUCUGUAAGGAGUGGGCAAAAAUCUCUCAAAACAGAUGUCAGAGACUGGUUACUGGCUAUAGGAGACAUUUAGUCCAAGUUAUCGCUGCUAAUGGAGGUGCCACAAGCUAUUGACUGAAGGGGUUCACAUAUUUUUGCACACAUCAAAUUUGAGUUUCUGUUAAAUAAACCACUUUUGUUAAAUAAACAAUGAAAAUAUAUCAUAUUUUUUGGUUUCUGUCAUUUACUUGGAAUGUCUUUAUUACGAAUUGGGGUUUAGAUGUUUAUUUUAAUAUUUUAUAGCAAAAUAAUGACCAGCCCUAUAGGGUUCACAUACUUCCAAGCAGCACUAUAUACAGUCAUGGUCAAAAGUUUUGAGAAUGACACAAGUAUUGGUCUUCACAAAGUUCAAUGCUUCAGUGUUAUGAGAUAUUUGUGUCAGAUGUUACUAUGGUAUACUGAAGUAUAAUUACAAGCAUUCCAUAAGUGUCCAGGGCUUUUAUUGACAAUUACAUUAAGUUUAUGCAAAGAGUCAAUAUUUGCAGUGUUGACCCUUCUUUUUCAAGACCUCUGCAAUCCGCCCUGGCAUGCUGUCAAUUAACUUCUGGGCCACAUCCUGACUGAUGGCAGCCCAUUCUUGCAUAAUCAAUGCUUGGAGUUUGUCAGAAUUUGUGGGUUUUUGUUUGUCCACCCACCUCUUGAGGAUCGACCACAAGUUCUCAAUGGGAUGAAGGUCUGGGGAGUUUCCUGGCCAUGGACCCAAAAUGUCGAUGUUUUGUUCCCUGAGCCACUUAGUUAUCACUUUUGCCUUAUGGCAAGGUGCUCCAUCAUGCUGGAAAAGGCAUUGGUCGUCACCAAACUGUUCUUGGAUGGUUGGAGAAGUUGCUCUCGGAGGAUGUGUUGGUACCAUUCUUUAUUCAUAGCUGUGUUCUUAGGCAAAAUUGUGUGUGAGCCCACUCCCUUGGCUGAGAAGCAACCCCACACAUGAAUGGUCUCAGGAUGCUUUACUGUUGGCAUGACACAGGACUGAUGGUAGCGCUCACCUUGUCUUCUCCGGACAAGGUGUUUUCCGGAUGCCUCAAACAAUCGGAAAGGGGAUUCAUCAGAGAAAAUGACUUUACCCCAGUCCUCAGCAGUCCAAUCCCUGUACCUUUUGCAGAAUAUCAGUCUGUCCCUGAUGUUUUUCCUGGAGAGAAGUGGCUUAUUUUCUGCCCUUCUUGACACCAGGCCAUCCUCCAAAAGUAUUUGCCUCACUGUGCGUGCAGAUGCACUCACACCUGCCUGCUGCCAUUCCUGAGCAAGCUCUGCACUGAUGGUUCCCCGAUCCCGCAGCUGAAUCAACUUUAGGAGACGGUCCUGGCGCUUGCUGGACUUUCUUGGGCACCCUGACGCCUUCUUCACAACAAUUCAACCUCUCUCCUUGAAGUUCUUGAUGAUCCGAUAAAUGGUUGAUUUAGGUGCAAUCUUACUAGCAGCAAUAUCCUUGCCUGUGAAGCCCUUUUUGUGCAAAGCAAUGAUGACGGCACACGUUUCCUUGCAGGUAACCAUGGUUAACAGAGGAAGAACAAUGAUUUCAAGCACCACCCUCCUUUUAAAGCUUCCAGUCUGUUAUUCUAACUCAAUCAGCAUGACAGAGUGAUCUCCAGCCUUGUCCUCAUCAACACUCUCACCUGUGUUAAUGAGAGAAUCAUUGACAUGAUGGCAGCUGGUCCUUUUGUGGCAGGGCUGAAAUGCAGUGGAAAUGUUUUUUGGGGAUUAAAUUCAUUUUCAUGGCAAAGAGGGACUUUGCAAUUCAUCUGAUCACUCUUCAUGACAUUCAGGAGUAUAUGCAAAUUGCCAUCAUCAGAACUGAGGCCGCAGACUUUGUGAAAAUUAGAAUUUGUGUCAUUCUCAAAACUUUUGACCACGACUGUACAGUUGAAGUCGGAAGUUUACAUACACCUUAGCCAAAUACAUUUAAACUCAGUUUUUCACCAUUCCUGAAAUGUAAUCCUAGUAAAAAUUCCCUGUCUUAGGUCAGUUAGGAUCACCACUUUAUUUUAAGAAUGUGAAAUGUCAGAAUAAUAGUAGAGAGAAUUAUUUAUUUCAGCUUUUAUUUCACAUUCCCAGUGGGUCAGAUGUUUACAUACACUCAAUUAGUAUUUGGUAGCAUUGCCUUUAAAUUGUUUAACUUGGGUCAAAUGUUACGAUCUUUGUCCCCAUGUGCAGUUGCAAACCGUAGUCUGGCUUUUUAAUGGCGGUUUUGGAGCAGUGGCUUCUUCCUUGCUGAGCGGUAUGACGGCUGCGUGGUCCCAUGGUGUUUAUACUAUUGUUUGUACAGAUGAACGUGGUACCUUCAGUUUGAGUUUUAAUGACUCCAGUGACUCCAACCUAAGUGUAUGUAAACUUCCGACUUCAACUGUACAUACAGACUCCCUGGGCCGUGUGUAGCUCUGAAGUAGAGGCAGAGUUACUCAAACAUACCUUUUUUCAAGCUAGCUACCUAUUCCAUUUUUUUUUAUGUACAGUUAAUUUGAUGUUAGCAAACUAUUCAGAGAUUCACAAACAUUUCUAUUAUUAUUUUGCUCAAUAUUGAAUUGAUGUUUUUCAACAGUACAAUGGUGUCAACAUGAAGAAUAAGACUGCAGAAGAGGCUUACCUGGAGAUGUUGAAACCGGCUGAAACGGUCACGUUUAAAGUCCAACAUCGUCUGGAUGAGUUCACCAUGCUCAAAGACUCACCAGGAGAUGGUUUUUAUAUCAGGUACCGAAACUACAGUGGGGAAAAAAAGUAUUUAGUUAGCCACCAAUUGUGCAAGUUCUCCCACUUAAAAAGAUGAGAGAGGCCUGUAAUUUUCAUCAUAGGUACACGUCAACUAUGACAGACAAAAUUAGAUUUUUUUUCUCCAGAAAAUCACAUUGUAGGAUUUUUAAUGAAUUUAUUUGCAUAUUAUGGUGGAAAAUAAGUAUUUGGUCAAUAACAAAAGUUUCUCAAUACUUUGUUAUAUACCCUUUGUUGGCAAUGACACAGGUGAAACGUUUUCUGUAAGUCUUCACAAGGUUUUCACACACUGUUGCUGGUAUUUUGGCCCAUUCCUCCAUGCAGAUCUCCUCUAGAGCAGUGAUGUUUUGGGGCUGUCGCUGGGCAACAUGGACUUUCAACUCCCUCCAAAGAUUUUCUAUGGGGUUGAGAUCUGGAGACUGGCUAGGCCACUCCAGGACCUUGAAAUGCUUCUUACGAAGCCACUCCUUCGUUGCCCGGGCGGUGUGUUUGGGAUCAUUGUCAUGCUGAAAGACCCAGCCACGUUUCAUCUUCAAUGCCCUUGCUGAUGGGAGGAGGUUUUCACUCAAAAUCUCACGAUACAUGGCCCCAUUCAUUCUUUCCUUUACACGGAUCAGUCGUCCUGGUCCCUUUGCAGAAAAACAGCCCCAAAGCAUGAUGUUUCCACCCCCAUGAUUCAUAGUAGGUAUGGUGUUCUUUGGAUGCAACUCAGCAUUCUUUGUCCUCCAAACACGACGAGUUGCGUUUUUACCAAAAAGUUCUAUUUUGGUUUCAUCUGACCAUAUGACAUUCUCCCAAUCCUAUUCUGGAUCAUCCAAAUGCACUCUAGCAAACUUCAGACGGGCCUGGACAUGUACUGGCUUAAGCAGGGGGACACGUCUGGCACUGCAGGAUUUGAGUCCCUGGCGGCGUAGUGUGUUACUGAUGGUAGGCUUUGUUACUCUGAUCACAGCUCUCUGCAGGUCAUUCACUAGGUCCCCCCGUGUGGUUCUGGGAUUUUUGCUCACCGUUCUUGUGAUCAUUUUGACCCCACGGGGUGAGAUCUUGCGUGGAGCCCCAGAUUGAGGGAGAUUAUCAGUGGUCUUGUAUGUCUACCAUUUCCUAAUAAUUGCUCCCACAGUUGAUUUCUUCAAACCAAGCUGCUUACCUAUUGCAGAUUGUCUUCCCAGCCUGGUGCAGGUCUACAAUUGUGUUUCUGGUGUCCUUUGACAGCUCUUUGGUCUUGGCCAUAGUGGAGUUUGGAGUGUGACUGUUUGAGGUUGUGGACAGGUGUCUUUUAUACUGAUAACAAGUUCAAACAGGUGCCAUUAAUACAGGUAACGAGUGGAGGACAGAGGAGCCUCUUAAAGAAGAAGUUACAGGUCUGUGAGAGCCAGAAAUCUUGCUUGUUUGUAGGUGACCAAAUACUUAUUUUCCACCAUAAUUUGCAAAUAAAUUCAUUAAAAAUCCUACAAUGUGAUUUCUGGAUUUUUUUUUCUCAAUUUGUCUGUCAUAGUUGAUGUGUACCUAUGAUGAAAAUUACAGGCCUCUCUCAUCUUUUUAAGUGGGAGAACUUGCACAAUUGGUGGCUGACUAAAUACUUUUUUCCCCCCACUGUAUGUUGUCACUCGUAAAUGUUUUCAUAUCAGAUUGUUGCACGUAUUACUUUUUGAAACAUCAGUCAACUUACUUACUACCGUAAUCCUCUUCACUUAUGGAGUCACGUCGGGCCUGUAGUCAACAUCUUACUACCGUAAUCCCCUUCACUUAUGGAGUCACGUCAGGCCUGUAGUCAACAUCUACUACCGUAAUCUCCUUCACUUAUGGAGUCACAUCGGGCCUGUAGUCAACAUCCAUCAGGUGCAAAUAAACUGCACCCGGUUUUUACAUGUCAAUAUACUUUAACUGUACAAUAUCACUGCGUCCCCCUGAAAAUGAUCUUUACAUUUUCUAAAUGAAGGCUAACCCAUCUGUGUUCCUUCUCCUUUCAGAGCACUUUAUGAGCGGGUAGCAGAGAUGGAGCUGGAGCUGAGUUUCAAGAAGGAUGACAUCCUCUACAUUGAAGACACGCUACCAAAGGGCAACUUUGGCUUCUGGAUGGCGUGGAAGUUAGAUGAGAGCGCACGCAAGCUGGCACGAGGGCAGGUCCCCAGCAAAUACAUGUAAGUCAUACUGUACCUGCCGUAAAUAAACUUGUGUCUGUAGAAAUGUUGAUACACAGAGAUAUUUAUUGAUUGCAUUUGGUAUUUGAUGUGUGUGUUUUUGCAGGGCUCAUUUGUCAAUAUGACUCCCUGUUAAAAUAAAGGUAAAAAACAUAUGAUAAGCCUUAUUAUAAGACUUUAUUAAGGCUUAUGCGUGCUAAUAAUAUGUUUAAAAAGCAUUAUAAACUGGGUGGUUCAAGCCCUGAAUGCUGAUUGGCUGACAUGGUAUAUCAGACCGUAUACCACAGGUAUGACAAACCAUUUAUUUUUACUGCUCUAAUUACAUUGGUAACCAGUUUAUAAUAGCAAUAAGGCACCUCGGCGGUUUGUGGCAUAUUGCCAAUAUACCACAGCUAAAGGCUGUGUACAGGCACGCCGCGUUGCGUCGUACAGCCCUUAGCCGUGGUAUAUUGGCCAUACACCACACUUCCUCAGGCCUUAUUGCUUAAAUAUACCAUUAACUGCAGGCAAGUAAAGUGUUACCGAACUUCACAAUGUUAUUGAACUGGGUAGUUUCUGAAUUGGUUGCAGUCUUGAUUCAUUCCAACCCGUUGUACUGUGUUUUCCCCUCAGGAUGGACCAGGAAUUAUACAGGAGACACAGCAUGCCUGAUAUGAAGGAUGAGAGCGGUACUGCCAGUAAGACCCUCUCAGCUGCCGCUCGCAGGUCCUUCUUCCGCAGGAAACAGAAGCACAAACGCUCUGGGUCUAAAGACGGGAAGGACCUAGUGGACGCCAUCAGCACUGACUCACUGCCCAUCAUGGAGGGUGAGGAAGGACCAUUCACUUCUUGCUGUACUGUAAAUGAUAACCGUGGAACAUGAAGAUUCUUGAUCCAUCUCAUGUAUGGUCAUGGAUAAAAGUGCCUCAAGUGUCAUAUGCUAUUAUUCAUGUAGGUGCAUAGCUAGUUUUCCACUGCAGUGUUCAUGAUCUCUGUGUUGACAUAGUGCUUUAACGGCUAACUACCAGAGGGUCCAGGAGGUAGAGUGAUCCAGUCCCAGAUCUGUGCUGGUUCUGGGGUUAGGGUUAGGGUAUCAUGUACAUACACACUGUAGUUUUACAUCAUUCUGCUGACGGUUCUGUGUGUUUUCUAUCUACCAGAUGGUGUGAGCCUGGCCUACCAGAGGGUCCAGAAGGUAGAGUUUUCCAGCCCCAGACCAGUGCUGGUUCUGGGGCCCCUAGUGGAGGCUAACAAGGACAUGCUGGUGAAGGAGGCCCCUGGGAGGUUCUGUCGGUGCCUACCUGGUGGGCUGUUAUGUUAUGAUAAUGCUAUGUCAUGUUAUAACAGGCCUAUGUCAUGCUAUGAUAAUGCUACGUCAUGCUAUAACAGUGCUAUGUCAUGUUAUGAUAAUGCUAUGUCAUGUUAUGACAGGAUUGUAAACCACUCAAAUAAGUAAAUUGAUUGUCAAUUAUCAUGUGUUAUUUUAUAAAGACUUAUUAAAUACUAAAAUGUGAUAAUUUUUGUCUGUCCAUUCAGAGGUGAUGAAGGCAUCUCAGCAGGCGAUAGAACGAGGGGUGAAGGACUGCGUCUUCAUAGACUUCAAACGAAGGAGCGGCCAUUUUGAUGUCACAACUGUUGCUUCCAUCAAGGAAAUCACAGAGAAGGUAUAUUUAGUUUAUUUAUUAUUAUUCAUUUUACAGUUUAGUCUUAUUGAGAUAAAAACAUAUUUUGUAGAGAAACCAGUUCAGUAUAUUUUGUACAUAGACAGGACUAGUAAAUAUCUGGAUGAAUACAUGGCAUCUAUCAUCCCAUAUUGUGACAGUGUGUAUGUUAUGGACAGUAUGACAGAACCUAACAAAAUGGCCGUUAGGUUUUGUCAGUUGAUCUAAUGAUAUGUCAUUUUGGAAACAUUCUUUGCUGUGCUGUCAUUAAUUUCUCAUGCAAACCAAACUGGUUAGAUUUUGUUGUCGUUUCUGUUUUGAAGGAUUGUCACUGUUUGCUUGACAUUGCACCCCAUGCCAUCGAACGGCUUCACAGCGUUCACAUCUACCCAAUCGUCAUUUUCAUUCGCUACAAAAAUGCAAAGCAGAUAAAGUGAGUACUAGCCCCCAUUCUACUAUAAAGAAAUAAAAUUGUGUUGCUGUAUUUUGAGACAAUGACCUAACACCACUGCUAUCAGAGUCAUCUGAUUGGCCAAGCUAUCACAUCUACUUUCCCUCAUGGAGUUCCUCUAUUGAAAUGUGAAAGCUCAUGAAUCUUCUUCUGUCUUCUUUAAAAACACCUGUUUACCAAUAACAAUGCUAUCAAUCAAUCAACUGUAUUUAUAAAGCCAUUUUUACAUCAGCACUUGUUACAAUGUGCUUAUACGGUAACUCUGCCUACACCACAAACAGCAAGCAAGCAGCAGCACAUUGGCUAGGUUGGAAAAACUCCUACCAUUACCUCAUCUACUGCCACUCCCCACAAGCUGUUUUCACAGUUACAGUUGUCUAUUUUUGGCUACAUGUUUAAUUGUCUUUCUGUCUAGGCGCACUUUCAUUACAGAAAUUAAACCACAAGUUGAUUAUCUCAGAUUCAUUCCUAUCACAGACACGUUCCAAAACAAAUUAAUCAAAGUGUAAUUCAUCUAAAACGGCCCUAGCCGACACUCCUCUCGGGAUAAUUGUGAUUCAUUAGAGAAGAUCUGCAUUGUUGGUUAAGGGCUUGUAAGUAAGCGUUUCACUGUAAGGUCUACACCUGUUGUAUUCGGCGCAUGUGACAAAUACAAUUUGAUUUGAUUUGAUCUCUGGUUGGUAUUUUCAUUUGUAAUCAGAGGGAAGAUUAAGUCUGCUGAACCAAGCACUGAGGUCCUCUAUGGAUGCGUGUGCACACACACAGACAUGCACACUCUCUCACACACAGACACAAACACAAACACGCCAGCGCUCUACUCUGACCUUUUUUACAAGGAGCACGUGUGCCUAAGUUGAAAAAUGUAGGCGCGCACAAAUACAUUUAGCAGCACAAUGAAAAAUAUUUGGGGUAAUAAAGCUAGAAUCCUUCAUUAUUUUAGGCGCACUGGUGCUACUAAUGUAAACUUCCAGGUCGCACAGCAAAAUAUUUAGGUGCUAAUGCGAAUAAAAUGGUCACACUGUAGAGCCCUGCACGCACACACACUCUCUCUUUCUUUCUCUCUCACUCUUAGACCCUCUCACACACACACUAUCUCUCUCUCACACAUACUCACACACAUUCACAGAGACUAGUGCAGUGCGGCAGUGGACAUGGAGAGGGUCUGAUUGAAGCUAAGCCUUCUCUGUCAUCAACUGAGUGCCAGCUGUCCCUGGGAGGGGAGGGGAGGGGAGGAGAGGCUGAGCCCUAUAGCUCUGUGGCGGGCUGCGGUGGCGUCUAGCUGAGCCGUCCCUGUGACAGAGAGGUUGGAAGCUGGACCUGUCUCUUCCAGCUCUGAGCUUUGUACUGGGGGCUGGUCCUCUCUGUCUCUGAGAGAGAGUGAGAGAGGCUGGAGGUUGGGCCCUACAGUACGCUCCCAGCUCUUUGGCUAAGCCCUCGCUGCUCUCCACUCACUCCACGCCACCAGCAACCAGCAGAGGCCAAUGAUGUCAUAUAAACACGUGAAUAGUAUGUCUAUGGCAGAUGCCUUUGAGAGAGAGAGAGAGAACCAAAUCAUUAACCACUCCCUGACUUUCUAUCCUUUGGAUGGCGUCAUAUAGUCAAUAUGUAGACUGUAGGCCAGGCAGGGAAAGGAAACAGCACUUCUAGGUCAGGAGCAGACAGUUGACAGACCAGAAAGGCUCAUUAGCCCAGUUGCCACCCAGUGUGUCUGUUUUAACUUUGACUGUACUUACCGUUCAUUUGGUACAAUACUAUUACUCAUCAACACUGAAAUUGUAGUGAAGAGCAGAGACAGUCUUUAUUUUUUGUUGUUGCUGUCAUGUUGAUUGACUUCUAGUAAUUUUGUUGCUAUGCCACCACAGUCUCUGUGUGAUAUCAACUGUGUACCAUGUCACCUCUUUUUUAAUGAACUGAAAUAUUUGAUAUUUAAUAUAAUUGUGUCCUUUCCUUCAUUCAGAGAACAGAAGGAUCCUCGAUACUUGUGGGAUAAAGUCUCUCAGAAACAUUCCAAGGAGCAGUUUGAGAUGGCACAGAAAACUGAACAGGAGUACAGCAAGGUCUUUACAGGUUAGUGUUAAAUAAAAAGUGUUAUGUUCAUAUCAUAUAAUAACAUGCUAAUAACAUGUUUCAGUUUGUUGCUAUGUGAGAAGGCCUGUCAUAUGUACCUACAGUCCGGAGUCAGACUCCAGGCCUCGAAUUCAUAAAGUCUCAGAGUAGGAGUGCUGAACUAAGAUCAGGUUUGCCUGUUAGAUCAUAAUGAAUAAGGUUACAUAGACGGAACCAGACCAGAUCCUAGAUCUCCUACUCUGAGACAGUACCGGCCAAGAUUUUAAAACAGUAUUUUUGUGUUGCAGGUAUCGUCCAAGGAGGAAGCCUGUCCUACAUUUGCACUCAGAUCAUGACAAUAGUGGACCAAGAACAAAGUAAAGUCCUGUGGAUUCCUGACAGAGCUUUCUAG
Messenger RNA from Coregonus sp. 'balchen', 69229 nucleotides. The record is from the annotation of a GenBank genome assembly. NCBI's taxonomy places the organism in Eukaryota, Metazoa, Chordata, Actinopteri, Salmoniformes, Salmonidae.